Amphibalanus amphitrite is the source of this 62197-nucleotide messenger RNA. RefSeq names its product titin-like. Lineage: Eukaryota; Metazoa; Arthropoda; Thecostraca; Balanomorpha; Balanidae. The transcript is spliced from 103 exons. The record is from RefSeq and is a predicted model, not a curated record. Gene Ontology annotation, molecular function: protein binding. The annotation marks the transcript as partial.
CCCGACCUCUCCACCGUUACAGGAAAACAGGGCCUAUGUCUGGACACGCUCGAUGCCGCGCGACUGGAGAAGAUCCGCAGUCUGGAGGCGACGGAGGCGAUCCGCCCCGAGGAGGCCGCCCCAGAGAUGCAGAAACCAGUCUUCACCACUCCACUCAACAACCUGGAGAACCUUCAGGAAGGUCAGCACGCUCACCUCGAGUGCCGCCUGGAGCCCAUCAACGACCCCAAACUGCGCGUGGAGUGGUUCGUCAAUGGAAAGGAAAUCCGGACAGGACACAGCGCCGCUCAAUCUAUCUGGAUACCAGCACCCGGAGGGCUGGCAAGAAUCCGCGACCUCGAGUCUCGCGAGACUCAGCGCCCGGAGGAGGCGGAAGAGCCCAAGGAGGCGCCGCGCUUCGUCCAGGAGCGCCGGGGUCAGAUCCAGCUGGCGGAGGGUGGCUCAGCGCACAUGGAGGGUCGCAUCGAGCCGCUGCACGACUCGGACCUGCGUCGAGUUUCUUCCACAACGGGAAGCCGCUGCAGUCGGCGUCGCGGUUCCACACGACGUUUCGACUUCGGCUACGUGUCGCUGGCAUCGGCGGCCUGGUGGAGGGAGGAUGCGACAAGAGAAGAUCAUCUCGUCGACGCAGCACCCGGAGGGUCUGAGGCGAUCCGCCAGCUGGAGCAGCGUUCCCCGGAGGUGCGCCAGGAGGAGGCGGCCACCUACCAGAAGCCCAUGUUCACCCAGCCCCUGCAGAGCGACAACCGCCUGGACGAGGGACAGGCGGUGCACCUGGAGGCGCGCCUCAUCCCCGUGGGCGACCCCAAACUCAAAGUCGACUGGUUCAGGAACGAGCAGCCGCUUCAGUUCGGUUCCCGGUUCAAGCCAACGCACGACUUUGGCUACGUGGCGCUGGACAUUGCCGGUCUGCGACCCGAGGACGAGGGCGUCUACUCGUGUCGCGCCACCAACGAGCUCGGAGAGGCCGUCACCACCGCCUCCAUCCGCAUCAAGUCCGAGGCCAACAUCGUGCUGGACACGCAGCACCCGGGCUCGAUGGCCAAGCUGGCCGCGCUGGAGCAGAAGGCGCCCGGGGAGCCGGCAGAGACCGAACAGGAGUUCGAGAAGCCCGUGUUCACCAUGCCGCUCACCGGGCCCACCGAGCUCAUCGAGGGUCAGCACGCGCACUUCCAGGCUCGCUGCGUGCCCGUCGGUGACCCCAGCCUGCGCUUCGAGUGGUACUGCAACGGCGUCGAGCUCAAACUCGGCUCUCGCAUCAAGGAGACGCACGACUUUGGCUUCAUCACGCUGGACAUCAUGUCUGUGAUCCCCGAGGACGCCGGCAUGUACAUGUGCAAGGCCAUCAACAAGGCCGGCGACGCCGUCACCACCACCUCACUGCACGUGCACGACCGCAGCAGCGUGCUGGGUGACGCCAUCCACGCCACGGCCUGGGACAAGAUCCAGCUGAAGGAGGCCGAGAUGAACCGCGUGCCCGAGAUGUACGUGGAGGAGCGACCGCAGCAGGCGCCCGUGUUCACCACACACCUGCAGAGCCACGACCGGCUCACUGAGCAGCAGAGCGUCCACCUGGAGGCCACCGUCGAGCCCAAGACCGACCCCAACCUGCGCGUCGAGUGGAGCAAGAACGGCGUGCCGCUCAUGACCGGCGCGCGUCUGAGGAGCACGUUCGACUUUGGCCUAGUGACGCUGGACAUCAUGAGCCUGCGAGGCGACGACUCGGGCAUCUACACGUGCCGAGCCGUCAACCAGAUGGGAGACGCCGUCUCCACAUGCACACUCAAGGUCGAAGACAAGCACUGGCUGCUGGGUCAGUCUCAGAGACCCGAGGCGCUGCCGGCCAUCGCUCAGCUGGAGCUGGGACGUGGCCCGGCCGAAGCGACCUCGCCCGAUGUCACCUUCGAGCUGCCCGUCUUCGUGUCACAUCUCAACGACGUGCAGUGCAACGAGAACGAGCGCGCCUGCUUCGAGUGCCGCGUCGAGCCGGCCAAGGACCCCAACAUGAAGAUCGAAUGGUUCCUGAACGGCGAGCCGAUGAAGAGCGGCUCCCGUUUCACGACCCACUACGACUUCGGCCUGGUACAGCUGGAGAUCGCCGACACCCUGUCGGAGGACGCCGGACUCAUCGUCUGCAAGGCCACCAACCAGAAGGGCUCGGCGCAGACCACCGGCACACUCCGGGUCAAGAGCUCAUCCGAAAUCUUCAAGGAGACUGGAGAAAAGCCACGCUUCGUUACACAGAUACAGAGCGUGGAGAACCUGCAGGACGGCGACUCGGCGCACUUCGAGUGUCAGCUGGAGCCCGUCGGAGACCCCGACAUGAAGGUGGAAUGGUUCCACAACGGCGCGCCUCUGCGCCACUCCUCGCGCAUCAAGGCCGUCUCCGACUUCGGCUACGUCCUUCUCGACAUCGCCUACGGCCAGACGGAGGACUCUGGCGAGUACGAGUGCCGCGCCACCAACAAGCACGGCUCGGACAGCACGCGCGCCACGCUGCGCUGCCAGGGCCGGGGCGGCGUAUUCCUCGACUCGCUGCAGCCGCAGGCGCUGAGACACAUCUCCGAGCUGGAGAUGACGCCAGAGGUGGACGGAAAGCCCCCGGCGCCCGGCUCGCAGGCGCCCAAAUUCACCAAACACGUCACCGAGAUCACCAACAUGGUGGAGGGCCACUCGGCGCACUUCGAGGCGCGCCUGACGCCCGUACACGAUCCUGACCUGACGGUGGAAUGGUACCGCAACGGCGAGAAGCUGCCGAGCGGCCACCGUUUCCGGACGUUCCACGACUUCGGUAUCGUCAUCCUGGACAUCCUCUACUGCUACGAGGAGGACUCUGGGGAGUACGAGUGCCGCGCCGUCAACAAGGCCGGCUCAGACGUCACCAAGGCCACGCUCAAGUGUGUGUCGAAGGAGAGCCUGAUCUUGACUCCACAGAUACCCAAGGAAAUGAGCGGUGGCCUGGAGAAGAUCCAGACCCUGGAGGACUCCACGCGGUUGACGCGCGAGGAGAAGGAGGACGUGACGACGCGCGUGGCGCCGCGCUUCACGGUGCCCUUCAACAACAUCGACGACCUGCGCGAGGGAGAGAACGCCCACUUUGAGGCGCGACUCACCCCCGUGGAUGACCCCAAACUGAAGACGGAAUGGUACCACAACGGCAAGCCGAUGAAGGCGUCCAGCCGGUACCGCACCUUCUGCGACUUCGGCUUCGUGAUCCUGGAGAUCUCUCCGGUGUACCCGGAGGACAGUGGCGAGUUCACGUGCCGAGCGUUCAACGAGGUCGGCGAGGCCACCAGCACCGCCGUCAUGAAGUGUUCCGGCAAGAGGAACAUCAUUCUUGAGAGCCAGCUGCCCAAGGGCAUGGAAACGAUGCAGAAGAUUGCUGACCUGGAGAAUCUGGGCAUCAAGCCGGUCAUGCCGGGCGAAACUGAGGAGGGCGCUCCACCGCAGUUCCUGACGCAGCCGGCCGACGUCAGUCUGGUGGAGAACCAGCUGGCGCACUUUGAGUGCCGCCUCACCCCGGUCGGAGACCCUACCAUGAGGGUCGAGUGGUUCCACAACGGACGGCCCCUGUCAGCAGGAUCGCGCGUCCGCACCAUCAACGACUUCGGCUACGUCAUUCUGGAGAUCGGCGGCAUCUACCAGCGCGACGCCGGUCUGUACACCUGCAAGGCCGUCAACAGGCACGGCGAGGCGUCAGUCUCCUGCUCCCUCACCGUCAAGGGCCGCCAGGGCGUCGUGUUGGAGCCGCAGAUGCCACACGGCAUGGAAGGUAUCCGCAAGCUGGAGGAGUCGCUCUACCACUCAGAGCAGGUGCCGGUGGAGGACGCCGCGCCGCAGCCGCCGCGCUUCGUCACAGAGAUCAAGAACCUCGAGUCUCUGUUCGAGGGCCAGCCGGCGCACUUUGACUGCCGCGUGGAGCCGGUCGGCGACCCCAGCAUGCGCAUUGAGUGGUUCCACAACGGACGGCCCAUCGACGUCGGAUCCAGGGUUCACUUCCUUGACGACUUCGGCUUCAUCGUGCUGGACCUGGACUGGACGUUCCCGCGCGACUCGGGAGAGUACGUGUGCCGUGCCACCAACAAGUGGGGCACCGCCACCACCAAGGCCACCCUCAUCUGCAAAGCCAAGCGGGACGUGGUGCUCGAGUCUCAGCUGCCCAAGGGCAUGUCUGGUGACCGUCUGCGAACCCUCGAGGAGGGGCCCAAGAUGGGCGAGCCGAUGGCACCGGAGGCGGAGGCAGAGCCGCCGCGCUUCGUCAAGGAGAUUGGCAACGUGGACGUUGGCGAGGGUGAGACGGCCUUCUUCGACUGCAAGGUGGAGCCCAAGAGCGACCCCAACCUGCGGGUGGAGUGGUUCAGGAACGGCGUCCAGGUCCAGACGGGCCACAGGUUCCGGACUACGUUCGACUUCGGGUACGCGUCGCUGCAGAUUCUGGGAGUAUACCCAGAGGACGGCGGCGAGUACACCUGCAGGGCCGUCAACAAGGUCGGACAGGCCACCUGCAAGAGUGCACUGACCUGCCGAGCCAUUUCGUCGGUGAUCAUGCUGACCCAGGUGCCGAAGGGCAUGAAGCCCGCCGACUACCUGAUGCAGAUGGAGGCCACCCUGAAGCAAUACACCUCGGAGAUCCACCUCACUGAGGAGGAUAUCUACGACGCCGACCGCAAACAGCCGCCGAGGUUCGUCACCCAGAUCCAGAGCCAGCCGAACUUGGUGGAGAUGGAACAGACCAAGUUUGAGUGCCAGCUGGCGCCCGUUGGAGACCCCAACAUGAAGGUCGAGUGGUUCUUCAACGGCAGACCACUGCCAUACAAGAACCGCUUCACACCGAUCUACGACUUUGGUUACGUGGCGAUGAACUUUGGCUGGGUGUACCCGGAGGACUCUGGGGAGUACCUGUGCCGCGCCACCAACCUGUACGGCAUGGACGAGACCAAGGCCAUCAUCAAGACUAAGGGCAAGCCGGGUAUCGUGUACGAGUCCCAGCUGCCGAAGGGCAUGGAAUCUGUCAAGAAGAUCCAGGAGAUGGAGUCCCACUGGAACCGGGCGCCCGACGCGCCCCUGGAGGAGGAGCGCGCCCGCGAGGCGCCCGUGUUUGUCACCAAGCCGGAGCCGGUGACGGUGAACGAGGGCGACUGGGCGCGCUUCUGCUGCCGAGUCACCGGCCAUCCGCGACCCCGCGUCAUGUGGCUCAUCAACGGACACACCAUCGUCAACGGCACACGCUACAAGCUGACCUACGACGGUAUGUGGCGACUGGACAUCCCCAAAACUCGUCAGUACGACCACGGCAAGAUCGAGGUCGUCGCCCGCAACUCUGCCGGCGAGGCCUACUGCUCCUGCGAGAUCAACAUCAACGCUCGGCAGGACGACUACCGUGCCGUCCUCAAGAACUCGCCGAAACCCUGGUAUGACUAUGACCUGCGACAAUACCAGAGCGAGCGCCAAGAGGUGGAGACCGAGCGGGUCUUCGAAGAGAAAGUGCGGCCCGGCAUAUCUGUUCUCUAUCAGGGAGAACACAGCAAAGUUGUGGAGGAGCCCGAGGCGCCCAGGCGGUCCAAGCGGGGCUCUGACGCUUCAGACGUCGGCAAACAGCUGCCGCAAGAAAGAACCCCGCUCGGCUCUGUGGCCAAGGGCAUGGCGGCUAUCUACGUCCAGAAACUGGCUGAGGCAGGACAGAAGCCGGGAGCAGCCCGACCUGGCACAGCCUCAGCGCCCACUGAACCCGCAGCACCCGGAAAGGAGGCGCCAGGCCGUGCACCGAUCUUCACCCGUAAGAUGCAGCCGAGCCGGGCUUUCGAGACGAACGGGGCCCGGUUCGACGUGGACUUUGUGGGCGUGCCACCGCCCGAGAUCACGUGGUUCCGAGAGGACUUCCCGAUCACGCCCAGCCACGACUUCAAGGUCACCACCACCGGUCGGCACUCGACGCUCGAGAUCCGGGAGGUGUACAGCGAGGACUCGGGUCAGUUCUCGUGCGUGGCCUCUAACGAGCACGGCCAGGUGCGCUGCUCCGCAAACCUGGUGGUGGAGGAACGUCCACUGCCGCACGGUGUCCAGGUGCCGCCCAACUUCACCCAGACCCCGCGCGACGUGCAGCUCUGGCCCGGCACCAAGGUUGUCACGUUCGAGGCCAAGCUGGCCGGAACGAAACCGGUCGACGUCUACUGGCUGAAGAGCGGAGACCACGUGGAACCUGACGGUCGCCACAAGGUGGCCAGCGACCGGGACACCUACACGCUCACUGUGCUGGAGCCGACUGCCGACGACUGCGGGCCGAUCGAGUGUGUGGCCAUCAACGCGUCCGGGGAGGCGCGCUGCCAGGCUGAGCUGCGAGUCGCUGAGGGUCCAGAGGACACCACGCAGCCGAAACCCAAAGCCCAGGGGAAGGAGGUUCCGCCAAAGAUAACCGUGCCCAUGAAGGGCGUCACGGUGCAGGAGGGACACCCUGCCACACUGCGGUGUCGCUUCUCCGGGCAGCCAGCUCCGACGCCGCAAUGGCUGAAGGAUGGACAACCGGUAAAGCCGUCCAAAUACUUCAAAAUCGAGCAGGACGGCGACACGUUCGUGCUGAAGAUCUCCGAGUGUUUCAAGGAGGACGAGGGAAUAUACACCUGUGUGGCGACCAACUCGGCAGGCAAAUCAACCAUGAAGGCGCCGCUGAAAGUCACAGCUCCGAAGCAGGAGAUCGUCCCCACUGUGUCCCCGAUGAAGGACGUCAUCUGUAUGGAGGGUGAGCCCGCCCGGUUUGUGGCCAAAAUCACCGGCAAGCCCACCCCUACGGCGACGUGGCUGCGCGAGGGCCAGAUCAUCCCGCAGAGCGGGGAGUUCAAGAUGACACUGACGGGCGGCACGGCCGUGCUGGAGAUCUGCGAGACGUACUCGGACGACACGGGCACCAUCACGUGCCGCGCCACCAACGGCGCCGGAACCAGCGAGGCUUCCGCGCGGCUCACGGUCCAAAAACAAAAGCCCGUGCUGCCAGAGACCAAAGAGGGCAAGGCAGCUCAGCCAACACAGUCAGCACAGCCGGGUCAACCGGACAAACCAGUGUGGCCGCCUUCUCGUAUCGAGGUCCCCGUACUGGUCACUCCCAAGACUCCGUCGCCCACGCCGGAGGAUGACGAAUCUCAGCGUGAGAAGAAGGUGAACACCGCCAAACGGUGGUGGGGUGCGGCGCCGCUCAAGAAGGCACCGCCCAAAAAGCGAUCUACUCCGAAGAAGAGCGAGAAACCCGAGACAGUGCCAUGGGCCAACGCCAAGAAGACGCUGAAGCGCGCAGAGCGCAUCGUUCACAAGCCGACCAAAUUCCAGCUGGAGCGUCCAGAGCUUCACCACGUGGAAGACGACGACGAUUGGAGCGAUACGAUGAGCGUCAGUUCGCACAUCAGUAUCAGCGAGGACGACCGCGGUCGGCGCUACUCGUUCCUGAUGCCCGAGGAAGGCCUGCCGGGCAGCCGGCGCGGCUCGACGGACCGCGCUCGCUCGGCUUCACCGAUGGGCCGCCGUCCGUCUGAGAUCGUGUGCCUCCGUCCCACGGAGCGCCAGCAGCCCAAGCCAGUGGAGAAACCUCGCAUCGAACAGGUGCCGCUCAAACCGGCCUUCGAACAGCCUCCUCUGUCACAAACACAGCAGCCACAGCAGUCACAGCAGGUUCCGUGGCAGCAGCUAUGGCAGAAGCCGCAAGUUGAGCAGCCGCAACAGCCUCAGGAACAGCAUGACGAGCAACAACAGCCGCAGCAGCCGUGGCAACAGCAGCCUCAGCAACCCCAACAACCGUGGCAACAGCAGCCUCAGGAACCUCAACAACCAUGGCAACAGCAGCCACAACAACCCCGGCGGCCAUGGCAACAGCAGCCCGAGCAGCCUCAGCAUCCUCAGCAGCCUCAGCAGCCGUGGCAAGAGCAACCUCAGCAACCUCAACAACCGUGGCAACAGCAGCCUCAGCAACCCCAACAACCGUGGCAACAGCCUCAGCAACCUCAACAACCGUGGCAACAGCAGCCUCAGCAGCUCCAACAACCGUGGCAACAGCCUCAGCAACCUCAACAACCGUGGCAACAGCAGCCUCAACAACCCCAACAACCGUGGCAACAGCCUCAGCAACCUCAACAACCGUGGCAACAGCCUCAGCAACCUCAACAACCGUGGCAACAGCAGCCUCAGCAACCCCAACAACCGUGGCAACAGCAGCAGCCUCAGCAACCCCAACAACCCUGGCAACAGCAGCCUCAGCAGAAACAGCAGCCUGAGGAGCCGUUACAACAGGCCCAACAACCUUGGCAGCAGGUUAAGCCUGAGGAGCAGCGACCAUGGCUAAGACAAAAACAGCAACCACAGCAGCGACCGCAAGAGCAGCCGAUGGCCGCCGAGGACGGACGCAUAUCACCCACAGAAGAAGAGCUAGUAGAAGCUUCUCCGUGGGCACGUGGCCUCGUGCGCCAACGGGUACAGUACACGAGUGAUACGGCACCAUGGGCUACCGGCAGCGUACAGUUGAAAGCCGUCGAGACCGUCGAAAAGAAGGUGUUGGAGAAACCGCAGCUGGCCACGGUGGAACUCCGACCGGUGCCUGACCAGGCUGAUACUCUGCGCCGACGGUCCAUGGACGCACGCGGUGAGACAUCAGAGCUCCCACAAGAUGCGUCCCUCCAACCUGAAGCAGAGCAGCAGGUGCCUUGGGCUCGCGCAAAAGAGCAACUGCGCACAGCAGAAAAGCCAGAAAAGAAAAGGCCGGAGAAACCUAAACUAGAACCGGUAGAACUAAAACCAGUUCCGAAACUCGAGGAAAUGCCUGUGCCAGAACGUGCGGUGGAAACAGGCGUUGACGACGAGGACGAAACGAAAAGCGACUCCGCAAAGCCACCAUGGGCGAGACGCAAGGCAGAACUAAAGCCAACUGUGACAGAAAGUAAGCCAGUCGAGAAACCCAAACUCAGCAAGGUAGACCUCAAGCCAUUAAGAAAGGCCGAGGAAGCAGCGGACGGACAAGAAGCUGAAGAAACUGAAAACAUCAGUGAGAUGCUUAAAGAUACAGAGGUCAAGGCGCAUCCAGUUCCCUGGGCACGUGAAAAUGUUCAGCUUAAGCCGACCAAACAGGAAGAAAAGGUAUUUGAAAAGCAAAAACUAGAGACGGUGCAGCUGAAGCCUACGCAGCCUGUAAAAACAUCGCAAAGCGUUGCAGAUGAACAAGGCUAUGAAGUCGUAAAGAGCAGCAGCGAAUCAUCAUUUGAAAAGAUUGACGUUGUGAAAAGCUCAAGUGCUGAAUCUUUUGAGAUGGUGGAAAAGGCAACAAUUCCUCAACAGCAGGAUAUCGAGCAGACAACCACUGGACCCGAAGCCGACACCCAGCCUGCCUGGAGAGCUCCCAAGAAGCAAAAAGAGAAAGCACAACCAGAGAAGACGGAUGAAGCUGACACACCACGAGCAAGUCCCGCCAAACCGGAAGAGACGACUCGGCCAAGAGGAAUAAAACCUCAAAAGCCAGCAGCUACGGACUUGCCAGAAGAUGAACUAGCACGCGAAGAGGAAGGCAAAGCGCCAGAAGAAACCGCAUCACCUACCCAAAAGCAGGAACCAAAGGGGGUUCCAUGGGCGCACCCUAAACCACAAGAACCGAAGGAAGUUCCGUGGGCUCACCCCAAACUGAAAGCUACGCCACGUGCUGAGCCUACAGAGGAGCAGCCAUUGGGCCAACAACCGCAGCAGCGCACCCCGGACGACAGGUCGGAGCAAGAUCUUCAUCCAUCGGAACCUGCUGAUGAAAAGAAAGAGGAGCCCGAAAAGGAGCCAUGGCCAAGAGGUAGAAAGCACAAGAAGGGCACAAGACCAGAAAAGGGUGUGACUGAGGUGCCAGCUGAAUGUGCUCAGUCACCUGAAGAUUGGGUGUCGUUGGAUGCACCAACUGACGAAGAAAUCACACAGAAACGAGAUGAGGCUGCUGUCAAGAAACCAAAACAAAGGCAAACUGAAGUUGUUCUGCAGAAACCAGAGGAACAGCAAGCGGCUGUACCUCCCAACACAGAGGCCAAGGAUCAUCCUGAGGACGUAAAAUUAAAAAAGAGACCAGCGCCAGUAAAAUUACAGGAGCCAGAGGAAGUUCCUUGGGCACAUCCCAAGCUGAAACCUUCCGCACGGAAGGAUUAUGAGCCUGAACAUGUGACAAUGGAAGACGUUAGUCUAAAGAAGCUUCCGGAACAAGAGGAAGCUGAAAUACCGACUGAGGAAAAGGAACAUAAGAUCAUAGAAGUAGAGCCAUUCGCACCAACUGAUGUGCCUACGCAUGACGACGUUGAACUUGAUGAGCUUGAAUUGGAUAUGCCCGAUCAGCCAAAGAAAGACAAAACUCCCAAGACUUUAAAGAAAGCUCCAAAAGCUGAAGGUCCCAAAAAGCAAAAGGAUAAGUCUCCAGAGAAAGGAAGGUGGGUAAGAGGGCAGAAACCGGACCAGGAGACACCUGAAGACGAGGAAGGUCUGAGAAUCGGAAAAGGGAAACUUCCUGAAGAUGAUAAGCCUUUAGAAUAUAGGCUUAAGCCUGGUAAGCCUGGACCUCGUGGCGAAGAGCCACAAGAAGAAAUAACCCUUAAGCCAUUUGCUAAAGCACCAGCAGACGAAACACCAAAAGAGGCAGAUGGUCAAAUAAAGCCAGAUUACGUUCCAACACUGCCUGAAAGAGAGCCAGUAGAGCUUCAACCGUAUGACAAGACUCCCAAAGAUACAGACACACAGAAGGAGGAUCUUCCAGAAACAGAAGAGAAGCCAGUGCCAAAAGACAAGGAAGAUAUUCCAAGCGAGGUUCCAACGGAACCCGAAAAGCUUGGUGAAGAGUCACCGAAACCAAAGGAUGGAAGAGAGACGGGUGCCAUUCCCAAGGUUCGACGAGCUAAGCCGACCCAAAGGGCGACCGAAGAGGACGUCAGUGAGGUCUCUUCAGAAACAUGGACAACCGAAGACUUUGAAAUUGUUUCCAAGGAAGCCGUUGAAGUCGAUUCAACAAUGGAGAAACCUGUGAGAAAACGAUCAGAUAAAAAGAAAGUAAAGCCUCGUAAAAUGAGGCCUGAAAGCCAAGAAAAGCCCGAUCAACAAGAAAAGCCUGAGAGUGUUACUACUGAGGAAGUUUUCACUCAUGAAAUGGAAGAAAAGGAUGAAUUCGAGGAGGUAAUUGAAUACAGUGCUGAAGAUGUUCCUGAUCAGGGAGAUGUUCAAGUGGAAGAAGUCCCAGGCGAAGAUGUUCCAACUGAGAAGCCGAAGACAAAGAAAAGUCGCAUGGUAUUCUUCCCAGCCCCUGGCGCACAGAAAAUCAAGCCUCCUCGCUUUACUAGAAAGAUGCAGCCCGUGGUCGCUAACAGAGGCGAUGUUGUUACCUUUGAGGUAGAGUUUGAGGGCAAUCCGGCGCCUACGGUAUCGUGGUUCCUGAAUAAUGUUGACUUGAAAACGACUAAGCAUACUACGAGCUGGAGCACCGAGUCCACAGCUGUGCUCGAGAUCACCAAGGUGACGCGCAAGCACGUCGGACACUACACCUGCAAAGUGACCAAUCCCGGAGGCUCGGCCACAUCAACGGCUAGCCUGGUGGUACAAGAGAAACCAAAAGAAGGAGCACCGGCUCAGAUUGUGGAGCCACUCAACCCUCGCCAAGUGCGACCCGGUCAAACCUUGGCCUGGGAGGUCAAGGUCAUCGGCUCGCCACCGCCGCAAAUCACUUGGUUCCACGAAGGACAGCCGAUCCGUCCCUCGGACGACUUUGUUCCGUCCUUCAACCCCGACACGGGCGUGGCGCGGCUGACGGUACCCACCGUGAUGCCGGAAGACGUCGGCAACUACACCGUUCUGGCAGAGAACCCCUUCGGUCGGGAUCAGAAUACCGCCAACCUCAUCAUUGUCGAAGGAACCGAUUUGGAGAGUCUGCCCGAGGGUAGCCAGCCGCCAGCGCUGGUGGUUCCCCUUCGAGCGGUGGUCGCCAGGCCGGGAGCCGAUGUCACCUACCAUACGGCCUUCGAGGGCCUGCCGCCACCGGUCAUCACCUGGUUCCACAACGGCAAGCCUGUCGACGAGACCGAGGGCUACACGGUCAUCACCGACGACCGCGAGUCGCGACUGGUGCUGUCCCGCGCCUCCACGCCCGAUGAGGGUGUCGUUGAGGUGGUGGCCACCAACGCGGCCGGCGAGGCGCGGUCACGUGCCACGCUGGUCGUUUCGCCGGAGCUGCCUGACGAGGCAGAGCUGCAAGCUCCCAGUUUCGUGCGUCCAGUCCGACCUCAGCAUGUCCCGCUGGGAGAAACAGUGGUCAUCGAGGCAGAGGUGACCGCAAAGCCUGAGGUCACCUUCACUUGGAUGCGCGAUAACAAGAGGCUCAAGAACACCAAGAACAUUCACAUUACCAGUGACGGCAACAAAACUGUGCUCGUUAUUAGUGAGAUGCGACCGAAGGAUGUUGGAGAGUACACAUGUGUUGCAGAGAAUGAGGCGGGCAUGACGUCCUCAGCGGCGUCCAUCCAGCCGCGGUCUUCGCCGGAGAAGGCGCCUCGUGAGCCUUCUGUCACCCAGCCAGCCCCAGAGCAGCCGUCCGAGACUAGCGUGGGAGCUGAUCGAUCCAGCCCAGUCUCCGUGACCAAAUCCGAGUCCCCAGAGCAGGUGGUGACAGACGAAAAGACGGUGCCAGAAGAGACUCCGAAGAAAACGCCAAAGAAGGCGCAUAAGAAGAAGCCAGAGAUAUCCGAAGAAAACCCUGAAGAAAGACCUGAUGAAGCACCUGAAGAGGUGCCAGAUAAGCCAGCGGCUCCUAAAAAGGAGCCGGUACCUGAGGAGCAGGUUCCGACUGAGGAACUUCCUGAAGAGGAGGAAGUAUCUUCUGACUUACCGAAGGUAACGAGCCUGACACCUGUUAUCAAGCUGAUGGACGGCGAAGAGCUCAAGGUGUCCUGUAAGAUCGUCUCACCCACUCCGACCCGCGUCGCCUGGCUGCACGAAGGCCAGCCGAUGGACGAGCACCGUGACGUCGAGGUGACCAUGUCGCCCGACGGCGUGUGCACGCUCUACAUCAGCGAGGUGUACCCGGAGGACGCCGGCACCUUCACCUGCCGCGUCACCAACGCCGUCGGUCCCGGCGAGGCCACGUCUCACGUCAGCGUCGAGCCGUACGAGUACGUGCAGGACUCUGAGAUCGCCUCAAUGACGGUGGGCACCCUGCUCAGCGUGGACGACCACAGUGAGGAGGACCUGCUGGACGCACCCGAUGAGCUCGGACCGCGCUUCGUGCGCCGGCUGCCGCGAACGACCAGUGUGCCGGAAGGCAGCCCCAUCACUUUCGAGUGCCGCCUGGCGCCCGAGGCACCGUGUGAGGUCACCUGGUACCUCAACGAGCGAGCGAUCCAGCCGGGCCGUGACUUUGAUGUGGAGACGCUGGAGGACGGCACGCAGCGCCUGACUGUGCUGCAGGCGUUCCCUGACGACGCCGGCGUGCUGACCUGUGAGGCCGAGAGCGAACGGGGUGUGGCCACCACCAGUACCCAGCUGCUGGUAGAGUCCGCGCCCAGUCACGACGAGGACUCUCCCAGCUACCGGAAGCCGGACUGGGUGGUGCAGAUGGAGGAGACGAAGGCGGCAAUCCGAGCCCGCCAGCAGCCGCCCAAGUUCACCACGGAGCUCACCGACCAGAAGGCGAAGGAGAACUCGAGCGAAGUGGAGUUCAAGUGUGCCGUCUCGGGUGUACCGAGACCAGAGGUGACGCUGUUCCACAACGACCUACGACUGUCGCUCUCUCGCUUCGUGCGUAUCCUGUACGUGGACGACCGCGUCAGUCUGGUGCUGUGCGAUGUCACUCCAGACAUGGCCGGCCAGUACACGGUGCGCGCCGUCAACCCGGCCGGAGAGGCCACCUCCACCGCCACGCUGGAGGUGCAGGAGUUGUCUGAAGAGGAGCGCGAGGAACUGAUCAAGGAGCGUCAGGAGGCCGUCGAAAAGCGGAAAAAGCGCGAACAGGAGCGCAUCCGACGCAUGGAAGAGAAGAAACGAAUCCAGGAGGAGACGGCGAGGAAGAUCCGGGAGAAGAAGGAGCUUCUGAAGCCUAUAAAAAUAAAGUCGGAGGCAGGUCAAAGGCCGAGCGGCGCAGGUGGAAGUCAGACGAAUGAGGAUCUUCCAAAUUGGACCAGUGUGCGACUGAAGCCCACCCAGCCCGACUCUCAGUCAGCGACAGAAGACAGCGCGGAUGUACAGCUAAGGCCGGUCUCGCCACAAGAGUCGCACCCACCAGUCGAUGGUGAUGACAUUAUUCUUAGGCCCGUUCCAGAGAAGGAGACAGAACUCCCUCACAAGGACCAGGUUAAGUUGAAGCAAGUUCAUUUCAAGGGACUAGAUAUGUUGGAAGAAGGAGAAGACAUUGACUUGAGAUCAGUCCCAGCUAAGGAAAUUGAGGUGCCUCAUAAAGACCAAGUGCAGUUGAAACAAGUUCACUCCAAAGAGCUGACAACACUUGAAGAAGGAGAAGAUAUACAACUGAAGUCAGCAUCGGAAACACAGCCCCAGGUUCCACAUAAGGGACAAGUGACGCUGAAACCAGUACCUCCAAAGGAGCCAAAGCGAUUGGAAGACGCCGAGAGCAUCCGUCUUAAGCCUGUUCCUCUAAAACACGUGGACCCCCAAGAUGGACCGGAAAACAUUGAGCUUAAGACAGUUAUGCAAAGCGAAAUUGAAGUGCCACACAAAGAACAAAUCAAGCUGAAACCAAUCCCACCAAAGCCUGCAAAAACCAUUGAAGAAAAGGAGAGUGUCAAGUUAAAGCCGGUUCCUCUGAAGCAGUCAAAGGUAACGGACAAAGAGGCCCACAAAUUGAAACCGAUAGCUCAACAACAACAACCAUCAGUACCACAUAAGCAGCAGACAUCGCUGAAACCAAUCCCACCCAAGGAACCAAAAGCAAAGCCAGAAAGAGAAAGUGUUAAGCUCAAACCAGUACCUAAGAAAGCUGCAGCUCAGAAAGGUGAAGCUGAACUCAACGCAAAAACUCAAGCAUCACCUGAGCAAAGUAGGCUUCAAGAUCUAGAGCUGGAGAUAAGCGAGGAAGACGGGAUCCCGAAAACCGAACCAAAACAACAAAUGGAUGACAGUGAAAAACGGUUGGAAGAUGUGGCGGACCAAGAGGUUGGUAUGGAACAAACAGGUAAUGCAUCUCUGAACCUCACACCAAACAAGGAGCCAGACGACGUCCAAGUGGAUCAAGAUGAUGCGUUAAAGCCGAUUCCACCCAAACCUACAGAGGAUGAAACAGACAGGGAGGAGGCCGCACCUAAAUCUGUACCACCAAAGGAGGUUGAAAUUCCUCAGGAAGAGCAGGUUUCUCUCAAACCUGUACCAGGCAAAGUACCAAAGGAGACACAGGAUAAGGAAGAAGUACAACUGAAACCUAUUCCACCAAAGCCUGAGAAAGAAAAGGAAACUAAAGAAGAAGUGAAACUAAAGCCUGUUCCACCAAAGGAAGUCGAGAUCCCUCACAAGGAGCAGGUGUCUCUCAAGCCCGUCCCUGGCAAAGUACCAAAGGAGGCUGAAGAAAAGGAAGAAGUACACUUGAAACCAAUUCCACCGAAGCCUGAAAAAGAACAGGAAACUAAAGAGGAAGUAAAACUAAAACCUGUACCACCAAAGGAAGUCAAGAUCCCUCGCAAGGAGCAGGUGUCUCUCAAGCCGGUUCCUGGCAAAGUACCACAAGAGGCUGAAGAAAAGGAAAAAGUCCACUUGAAACCAAUUCCACCGAAGCCCGAGAAAGAAAAGGAAAUUAAAGAAGAAGUAAAACUAAAACCUGUACCACCAAAGGAAGUCGAGCUUCCUCACAAGGAGCAGGUGUCUCUCAAGCCGGUUCCUGGCAAAGUACCACAAGAGGCUGAAGAAAAGGAAGAAGUACACUUGAAACCAAUUCCACCGAAGCCUGAAAAAGAAAAGGAAACUAAAGAAGAAGUAAAACUAAAACCUGUACCAACAAAGGAAGUCGAGAUCCCUCACAAGGAGCAGGUGUCUCUCAAGCCGGUUCCUGGCAAAGUACCACAAGAGGCUGAAGAAAAGGAAAAAGUCCACUUGAAACCAAUUCCACCGAAGCCCGAGAAAGAAAAGGAAAUUAAAGAAGAAGUAAAACUAAAACCUGUACCACCAAAGGAAGUCGAGCUUCCUCACAAGGAGCAGGUGUCUCUCAAGCCGGUUCCUGGCAAAGUACCACAAGAGGCUGAAGAAAAGGAAGAAGUACACUUAAAACCAAUUCCACCGAAGCCUGAAAAAGAAAAGGAAACUAAAGAAGAAGUAAAACUAAAACCUGUAUCACCAAAGGAAGUCGAGAUCCCUCACAAGGAGCAGGUUUCUCUCAAACCUGUUCCAGGCAAAGUAACAAAGGAGACUGAGGACAAGGAAGAAGUACACCUGAAACCAGCUCCAUCGAAACCUAAGAAAGAAAAGGAAACUAAAGAGGAGAUAAAACUGAAGCCCGUCCCAACAAAAAAGCCCAAGGAGUCGGAAGAGAAGAAACAAGUUCAAAUGAAUGCAGUUCAAGAAACAAGUACUCUCUCAACGGGAGAUCAAUCAAGCGAACCCCCAAAGAAAAAAGGGACCAAGAAGAAAGCAAAGCCAAAGGAAGCUCAAGAAACACAAGAGGUUAUCGUCGAGGAACUCAUUGAAUCCAUAAAAGGGGAAGAAGCCCAUAUGGAGAAGGUGCAGCCGAUCAUUGAGGAGCAGACCGCCCUGGAGACAGAGGAGACUCUGAGUGAGUCACAAACGGAGCCUCUACCGGAGGAGCGGCCCUCGCAACAGCCGCCAGUAGAUGUAGGGGCGGUCCGCGACCGGCCUGAGGACACGGCUCCGGCACACCGGCCGCCAGGGACGACGUCCCCGCCGGCUGAGACCGCAGAGCGAGAGGACAAAACACCCGAAUGGCGCGCAGCCAAACCCCUGCAUGAAGAAACCGAACAACCGAAGGACACAGUCUCUGAGACUUCAACGCCUAUGGAACACCCAGCCACGGAGCAAAAACCAGACACAUCAAUUAUAGAUGAUGCCAUUUCUAAUAUCCCAGGUGCAAAACAUAUUUCCGAGACAACAAAAACCGAAGUGCAGGAAGCUGAUGAUGAGGUGAUUAAACUGGUUACUACGACCAAACGUAUCCAGAGGGAGAAACCUGAAGACAUCGAAGAGACUCCAGAGGAAGUGCUUCCUGAGGUGCCCAUCGAAGCUGAACCUACCGUUACUGUCGUUGAGUCGGACGACUUUGUUGAGGUAACAGAGGUCACAACCACAAAGGAAGUGCAGCCUGGGCCAGACAACAAGGAGGAGAUUAUUGUAAAAACAAAGACAAAGAAAACAAAGAGACCCCAAGAAAAAACAGUUGAAAGUACAAAGCCAGACACAACAACAAAGACACCUUUGGAUAUGGAGAUUGAGGACAUUCCCGGUGUCAAGGAGGUCUCUGAGUCAACGGUUAUUGAAGUAACUGAAGAAGACGACCAGCCAGUUGAGGUAGUAACAACGACAAAGAAAAUCAAACGAACAAAACCAAAACGGCCGGAGGACGAGACUGACCAGGCACUGCCUUCGAUUCCGCAUGUUCCCGAGACCACAGUAACUACAGAGGAAGACGAUGAUCAUGUUACUAUCGUAGAGACUACAACUGUCAAGGACAUCACCCCGAAACCCGACAACGAAGAAGAAAUAACAGUCGUUACAACCACCAAGAAAAUACACAAACCCAUUGAAGGGGAUGCCACACCAAAGAAGAAGCCAAAGAAAGACAAACCUAAACGACGAAGGCCCGAGGAAACUCCAAUCGAGAAGGCUAUAUCCGAAUUGCCGGGAGUGACAGAUAUUUCCGAGACAACAAAAACCGAGGUAGAAGAACCUGAUGAUGAGGUGAUAGAGCUAGUAACUACAACAAAACGUAUCCAGAGGAACAAACCUGAAGAAAUCGAGGGGACUCCAGAGGAAGUGCUUCCUGAGGUGCCCAUCGAAGCUGAACCUACCGUUACUGUUGUUGAGUCGGGCGAAUUUGUUGAAGUAACAGAGGUCACAACCACAAAGGAAGUGCAGCCUGGGCCAGACAACAAGGAGGAUAUUAUUGUAAAAACAAAGACAAAGAAAACAAAGAGACCCAAAGAUAAACCAACCAAAGGUCCAAAGCAAGACACAACAAAGACACCUUUGGAUAUGGAGAUUGAGGACAUUCCUGGUGUCAAGGAGGUCUCUGAGUCAACGGUUACUGAAGUAACUGAAGAAGACGACCAGCCAGUUGAGGUCAUCACAACGACAAAGAAAAUCAAACGAACAAAACCAAAACGGCCGGAGGACGAGAUUGACCAGGUACUGCCUUCGAUUCCGCAUGUUCCCGAGACCACAAUAGCUACAGAGGAAGGCGAUGAUCAUGUUACUGUCGUAGAGACUACAACUGUCAAGGACAUCACCCCGAAACCCGACAACGAAGAAGAGAUAACAGUCGUCACAACCACCAAGAAAAUACACAAACCUAUUGAAAAGGAUACCACACCAAAGAAGAAGCCAAAGAAAGACAAACCCAAACGGCGAAGGCCCGAGGAAAUUCCUAUCGACAAAGCUAUAUCCGAAUUGCCGGGAGUAACAGAUAUUUCCGAGACGACAAAAACCGAGGUAGAAGAAGCUGAUGAUGAGGUGAUAGAGCUAGUAACUACAACAAAACGUAUCCAGAGGGAGAAACCUGAGGACAUCGAGGGGACUCCAGAGGAAGUGCUUCCUGAGGUGCCCAUCGAAGCUGAACCUACCGAUACUGUCGUUGAGUCGGACGACUUUGUUGAGGUAACAGAAGUGACAACCACAAAGGAAGUGCAGCCUGGGCCAGACAACAAAGAGGAGAUUAUUGUAAAAACAAAGACAAAGAAAACAAAGAGACCCAAAGACAAAUCAACCGAAGGUACAAAGCAAGACACAAAAACAAAGACACCUUUGGAUAUGGAGAUUGAGGACAUUCCUGGUGUCAAGGAGGUCUCUGAGUCAACGGUUACUGAAGUAACUGAAGAAGACGACCAGCCAGUUGAGGUCGUCACAACGACAAAGAAAAUCAAACGAACAAGACCAAAACGGCCGGAGGACGACAUUGACCAGAUACUGCCUUCGAUUCCGCAUGUUCCCGAGACCACCGUAACGACAGAGGAAGGCGACGAUCAUGUUACUGUCGUAGAGACUACAACUGUCAAGGACAUCACCCCGAAACCCGACAACGAAGAAGAGAUAACAGUCGUCACAACCACCAAGAAAACACGCAAACCCGUUGAAGGGGAUACCACACCAAAGAAGAAACCAAAGAAAGACAAACCUAAACGGCGAAGGCCUGAGGAAACUCCAAUCGAGAAGGCUAUAUCCGAAUUGCCGGGAGUGACAGAUAUUUCCGAGGCAACACAAACCGAGGUAGAAGAAGCUGAUGAUGAGGUGAUAGAGCUAGUAACUACAACAAAACGUAUCCAGAGGGAGAAACCUGAAGACAUCGAGGGGACUCCAGAGGAAGUGCUUCUUGAGGUGCCCAUCGAAGCUGAACCUACCGUUACUGUUGUUGAGUCGGGAGACUUUGUUGAGGUAACAGAGGUCACAACCACAAAGGAAGUGCAGCCUGGGCCAGACAACAAGGAGGAUAUUAUUGUAAAAACAAAGACAAAGAAAACAAAGAGACCCAAAGAUAAACCAACCGAAGGUCCAAAGCAAGACACAAGAAAGACACCUUUGGAUAUGGAGAUUGACAACAUUUCUGGUGUCAAGGAGGUCUCUGAGUCAACGGUUACUGAAGUAACUGAAGAAGACGACCAGCCAGUUGAGGUCGUCACAACGACAGAGAAAAUCAAACGAACAAAACCAAAACGGCCGGAGGACGAGACUGACCAGAUAUUGCCUUCGAUUCCGCAUGUUCCCGAGACCACAGUAUCUACAGAGGAAGGCGAUGAUCAUGUUACUGUCGUAGAGACUACAACUGUCAAGGACAUCACCCCGAAACCCGACAACGAAGAAGAGAUAACAGUCGUCACAACCACCAAGAAAAUACACAAACCCGUUGAAGGGGAUACCACACCAAAGAAGAAACCAAAGAAAGACAAACCCAAACGACAAAGGCCUGAGGAAGCUCCCAUCGACAAAGCUAUAGCCGAAUUGCCGGGGGUGACAGAUAUUUCCGAGACAACAAAAACCGAGGUAGAAGAAGCUGAUGAUGAGGUGAUAGAGCUAGUAACUACAACAAAACGUAUCCAGAGGGAGAAACCUGAAGACAUCGAGGGGACUCCAGAGGAAGUGCUUCCUGAGGUGCCCAUCGAAGCUGAACCUACCGUUACUGUUGUUGAGUCGGGCGACUUUGUUGAGGUAACAGAGGUCACAACCACAAAGGAAGUGCAGCCUGGGCCAGACAACAAAGAGGAGAUUAUUGUAAAAACAAAGACAAAGAAAACAAAGAGACCCAAAGAUAAACCAACCGAAGGUCCAAAGCAAGACACAAAAACAAAGACACCUUUGGAUAUGGAGACUGAGGACAUUCCUGGUGUCAAGGAGGUUUCUGAGUCAACAGUUACUGAAGUAACUAAAGAAGACGACCUGCCAGUUGAGGUCGUCACAACGACAAAGAAAAUCAAACGAACAAAACCAAAACGGCCGGAGGACGAGAUUGACCAGGUACUGCCUUCGAUUCCGCAUGUUCCCGAGACCACCGUAACUACAGAGGAAGGCGAUGAUCAUGUUACUGUCGUAGAGACUACAACUGUCAAGGACAUCACCCCGAAACCCGACAACGAAGAAGAAAUAACAGUCGUCACAACCACCAAGAAAAUACACAAACCUAUUGAAAAGGAUACCACACCAAAGAAGAAGCCAAAGAAAGACAAACCCAAACGGCGAAGGCCCGAGGAAAUUCCUAUCGACAAAGCUAUAUCCGAAUUGCCGGGGGUGACAGAUAUUUCCGAGACAACAAAAACCGAGGUAGAAGAAGCUGAUGAUGAGGUGAUAGAGCUAGUAACUACAACAAAACGUAUCCAGAGGGAGAAACCUGAAGACAUCGAGGGGACUCCAGAGGAAGUGCUUCCUGAGGUGCCCAUCGAAGCUGAACCUACCGUUACUGUUGUUGAGUCGGGAGACUUUGUUGAGGUAACAGAGGUCACAACCAUAAAGGAAGUGCAGCCUGGGCCAGACAACAAAGAGGAGAUUAUUGUAAAAACAGAGACAAAGAAAACAAAGAGACCCAAAGAAAAAUCAACCGAAGGUCCAAAGCAAGACACAAAAACAAAGACACCUUUGGAUAUGGAGAUUGAGGACAUUUCUGGUGUCAAGGAGGUCUCUCAGUCAACGGUUACUGAAGUAACUGAAGAAGACGACCAGCCAGUUGAGGUCGUCACAACGACAAAGAAAAUCAAACGAACAAGACCAAAACGGCCGGAAGACGACAUUGACCAGAUACUGCCUUCGAUUCCGCAUGUUCCCGAGACCACCGUAACAACAGAAGAAGGCGACGAUCAUGUUACUGUCGUAGAGACUACAACUGUCAAGGACAUCACCCCGAAACCCGACAACGAAGAAGAGAUAACAGUCGUCACAACCACCAAGAAAACACGCAAACCCGUUGAAGGGGAUACCACACCAAAGAAGAAACCAAAGAAAGACAAACCUAAACGGCGAAGGCCUGAGGAAACUCCAAUCGACAAAGCUAUAGCCGAAUUGCCGGGGGUGACAGAUAUUUCCGAGACAACAAAAACCGAGGUAGACGAAGCUGAUGAUAAGGUGAUAGAGCUAGUUACUACAACAAAACGUAUCCAGAGGGAGAAACCUGAUGACAUCGAGGAGACUCAAGAGGAAGUGCUUCCUGAGGUGCCCAUCGAAGCUGAACCUACCGUUACUGUUGUUGAGUCGGGAGACUUUGUUGAGGUAACAGAGGUCACAACCACAAAGGAAGUGCAGCCUGGGCCAGACAACAAGGAGGAGAUUAUUGUAAAAACAAAGACAAAGAAAACAAAGAGACCCAAAGAUAAACCAACCGAAGGUCCAAAGCAAGACACAAGAAAGACACCUUUGGAUAUGGAGAUUGACAACAUUCCUGGUGUCAAGGAGGUCUCUGAGUCAACGGUUACUGAAGUAACUGAAGAAGACGACCAGCCAGUUGAGGUCGUCACAACGACAAAGAAAAUCAAACGAACAAAACCAAAACGGCCAGAAGACGACAUUGACCAGAUACUGCCUUCGAUUCCGCAUGUUCCCGAGACCACCGUAACAACAGAGGAAGGCGACGAUCAUGUUACUGUCGUAGAGACUACAACUGUCAAGGACAUCACCCCGAAACCCGACAACGAAGAAGAGAUAACAGUCGUCACAACCACCAAGAAAACACGCAAACCCGUUGAAGGGGAUACCACACCAAAGAAGAAACCAAAGAAAGACAAACCUAAACGGCGAAGGCCUGAGGAAACUCCAAUCGACAAAGCUAUAUCCGAAUUGCCGGGGGUGACAGAUAUUUCCGAGACAACAAAAACCGAGGUAGAAGAAGCUGAUGAUGAGGUGACAGAAUUAGUUACUACGACAAAACAUAUCCAGAGGGAGAAACCUGAAGACAUCGAAGAGACUCCAGAGGAAGUGCUUCCUGAGGUGCCCAUUGAAGCUGAACCUACCGUUACUGUCGUUGAGUCGGGAGACUUUGUUGAGGUAACAGAGGUCACAACCACAAAGGAAGUGCAGCCUGGGCCAGACAACAAAGAGGAGAUUAUUGUAAAAACAAAGACAAAGAAAACAAAGAGGCCCAAAGAUAAACCAACCGAAGGUCCAAAGCCAGACACAACAACAAAGACACCUUUGGAUAUGGAGAUUGAGGACAUUCCUGGUGUCAAGGAGGUCUCUGAGUCAACGGUUACUGAAGUAACUGAAGAAGACGACCAGCCAGUUGAGGUCGUAACAACAACAAAGAAAAUCAAACGAACAAGACCAAAACGGCCGGAAGACGACAUUGACCAGAUACUGCCUUCGAUUCCGCAUGUUCCCGAGACCACCGUAACAACAGAAGAAGGCGACGAUCAUGUUACUGUCGUAGAGACUACAACUGUCAAGGACAUCACCCCGAAACCCGACAACGAAGAAGAGAUAACAGUCGUCACAACCACCAAGAAAAUACACAAACCCGUUGAAGGGGAUACCACACCAAAGAAGAAACCAAAGAAAGACAAACCCAAACGACGAAGGCCUGAGGAAGCUCCCAUCGACAAAGCUAUAGCCGAAUUGCCGGGGGUGACAGAUAUUUCCGAGACAACAAAAACCGAGGUAGAAGAAGCUGAUGAUGAGGUGAUAGAGCUAGUAACUACAACAAAACGUAUCCAGAGGGAGAAACCUGAAGACAUCGAGGGGACUCCAGAGGAAGUGCUUCCUGAGGUGCCCAUCGAAGCUGAACCUACCGUUACUGUUGUUGAGUCGGGCGACUUUGUUGAGGUAACAGAGGUCACAACCACAAAGGAAGUGCAGCCUGGGCCAGACAACAAGGAGGAGAUUAUUGUAAAAACAAAGACAAAGAAAACAAAGAGACCCAAAGAUAAACCAACCGAAGGUCCAAAGCAAGACACAAGAAAGACACCUUUGGAUAUGGAGAUUGAGGACAUUCCUGGUGUCAAGGAGGUCUCUGAGUCAACGGUUACUGAAGUAACUGAAGAAGACGACCAGCCAGUUGAGGUCGUCACAACAACAAAGAAAAUCAAACGAACAAGACCAAAACGGCCGGAGGACGAGACUGACCAGAUAUUGCCUUCGAUUCCGCAUGUUCCCGAGACCACAGUAUCUACAGAGGAAGGCGACGAUCAUGUUACUGUCGUAGAGACUACAAUUGUCAAGGACAUCACCCCGAAACCCGACAACGAAGAAGAAAUAACAGUCGUCACAACCACCAAGAAAAUACACAAACCCAUUGAAGGGGAUACCAUACCAAAGAAGAAACCAAAGAAAGACAAACCUAAACGGCGAAGGCCUGAGGAAGCUCCAAUCGACAAAGCUAUAUCCGAAUUGCCGGGGUUGACAGGUAUUUCCGAGACGACAAAAACCGAGGUAGAGGAAGCUGAUAAUGAGGUGACAGAAUUAGUUACUACGACAAAACGUAUCCAUAGGGAGAAACCUGACGACAUCGAAGAGACUCCAGAGGAAGUGCUUCCUGAGGUGCCCAUCGAAGCUGAACCUACCGUUACUGUUGUUGAGUCGGGAGACUUUGUUGAGGUAACAGAGGUCACAACCACAAAGGAAGUGCAGCCUGGGCCAGACAACAAGGAGGAGAUUAUUGUAAAAACAAAGACAAAGAAAACAAAGAGACCCAAAGAUAAACCAACCGAAGGUCCAAAGCAAGAGACAACAACAAAGACACCUUUGGAUAUGGAGAUUGACAACAUUCCUGGUGUCAAGGAGGUCUCUGAGUCAACGGUUACUGAAGUAACUGAAGAAGACGACCAGCCAGUUGAGGUCAUCACAACGACAAAGAAAAUCAAACGAACAAAACCAAAACGGCCGGAGGACGACAUUGACCAGAUACUGCCUUCGAUUCCGCAUGUUCCCGAGACCACAGUAACUACAGAGGAAGGCGAUGAUCAUGCUACUGUCGUAGAGACUACAACUGUCAAGGACAUCACCCCGAAACCCGACAACGAAGAAGAGAUAACAGUCGUCACAACUACAAAGAAAACUCGAAAGCCUAUAGAGAACUUGCCUGAAGAAGCACAAAGCCCAGUUCAAGAAACCACCGCUGAUACAAGCAUCCCCAAACAACGCAGAAGUGACGUGCCUGAGGGUUCACUUCCACGCCCGGACGCGGCGCGGCCCGACCGCCGGGGGUCGCCUUCCGUCGCCGACAGCGAUGCGACAAUGCCUUCUGACGCCGAGGCACCGGAUCAGCUGGAACUUACACGACUGUUGGAUAAAGAUAUACCAGGUGUCACCGAAGUCAGUGAGCAAAUCAAUGCCGAUGUUGAAAGGAAUGACGAUGAGAAAGUCGAGACCGUCACGACUACAAAGAUAAUCAAACGAAAAAAGCCUAAAGACGGCACAGAAACUACGGAAGAAAUCCUUCCAGAAAUUCCGGAGAAAGCCGAGCCCACUACGACUCUUGAGGAGACACCUGACCACGUCGAGGUAACUGAAGUAACAACGGCAAAAGAUAUUCAGGAAGGUCCUGAUGACCACCUCAUCACAGUUGUCACCAAGACAAAGAAAACUCGCAAACCAAAGGAAAAAACGCUAAAGAAAGCGCCAAAGAAGAACCAGCCAACUGGAACUACACUGGAUGAACAGAUUGAGGAAAUCCCAGGUGUCACCGAAGUAGCUGAGCAAACCACUACUGAAGUUGAAACCAUUGAUGAUGAACAAGUUGAAACAAUCACGACUACAAAGAAAAUCAAACGAAAGAAGCCUAAAGACGGUACAGAAACUAUGGAAGAAAUCCUUCCAGAAAUUCCGCAGAAAGCCGAACCCACUACGACUGUUGAGGAGACGCCUGAGUUCGUCGAGGUAACUGAGGUUACAACUACAAAGGACAUCCAGGAAGGUCCUGAUGACCAGCUCAUCACAGUGGUCACCAAGACAAAGAAAACUCGCAAACCGAAGGAAAAAGCGCCGAAGGAGAAGCCAAAGAAGAAACGACCAUGCAAAACACGACUGGAUGAACAGAUUGAGGAAAUCCCAGGCGUCACCGAAAUAAGUGAACAUACCUCUACUGAUGUUGAACGGAAUGAUGACGAGGAAGUUGAGACCGUCACGACUACAAAGAACAUCAAACGGAAGAAGCCUACAGACAGCACCGAAACUACGAAAGAAAUCCUUCCAGAAAUUCCGGAGAAAGCCGAACCCACUACGACUGUUGAGGAGACUCCUGACCUCGUAGAGGUAACUGAAGUCACAACGACAAAGGACAUCCAGGAAGGUCCUGAAGACCAGCUCAUCACAGUCGUCACCAAGACAAAGAAAACUCGCAAACCAAAAGAAAAGGCGCCAAAGGAGAAGCCAACGCGGAAACGAACAACUAAAACUACGCUGGAUGAACAGAUUGAGAAAAUCCCAGGCGUCACCGAGGUUGGUGAGCAAACUACUACUGAAAUUGAAACCAUUGAUGACGAAGAAGUUGAGACAAUGACGACUACAAAGAAAAUCAAAAUAAAGAAGCCUAAAGACGGCACCGAAAACACGGCAGAAGUCCUUCCAGAAAUUCCAAAGAAAGCCGAACCAACUACAACUGUUGAGGAGACGCCUGAGGACGUCGAGGUAACUGAGGUUACAACGACAAAGGACAUCCAGGAAGGUCCUGAUGACCAGCUCAUCACAGUUGUCACAAAGACAAAGAAAACUCGCAAACCGAAGGAAAGGGCGCCGAAGGAGAAGCCAAAGAAAAAACGGCCAUCCAAAACUCGACUGGAUCAACAGAUUGAGGAAAUCCCGGGAGUCACCGAAAUAAGUAAACAUACCUCUACUGAUGUUGAACGGAAUGAUGAUGAGGAAGUUGAGACCGUCACGACUACAAAGAAAAUCAAACGGAAGAAGCCUAAAGACGGCACCGAAAUUACGGAAGAAAUCCUUCCAGAAAUUCCAGAGAAAGCCGAGCCCAUUACGACAGUUGAGGAGACGCCUGAGAACGUCGAGGUAACUGAACUUACAACGACAAAGGAAAUCCAGGAAGGUCCUGAUGACCAGCUCAUCACAGUUGUCACCAAGACAAAGAAAACUCGCAAACCGAAGGAAAAGAAGCCGAAGGAGAAGCCAAAGAAAAAACGGCCAUCCAAAACUCGACUGGAUGAACAGAUUGAGAAAAUCCCAGGCGUCACCGAGGUUGGUGAGCAAACUACUACUGAAAUUGAAACCAUUGAUGACGAAGAAGUUGAGACAAUGACGACUACAAAGAAAAUCAAAACAAAGAAGCCUAAAGACGGCACCGAAACCACGGAAGAAAUCCUUCCAGAAAUUCCAGAGAAAGCCGAACCCACUACAACUGUUGAGGAGACGCCUGAGGACGUCGAGGUAACUGAGGUUACAACGACAAAGGACAUCCAGGAAGGUCCUGAUGACCAGCUCAUCACAGUUGUCACCAAGAUAAAGAAAACUCGCAAACCAAAUGAAAGGGCGCCGAAGGAGAAGCCAAAGAAAAAACGGCCAACCAAAACUCGACUGGAUCAACAAAUUGAGGAAAUCCCGGGAGUCACCGAAAUAAGUGAACAUACCUCUACUGAUGUUGAACGGAAUGAUGAUGAGGAAGUUGAGACCGUCACGACUACAACGAAAAUCAAACGGAAGAAGCCUACAGACGGCACCGAAACUACGGAAGAAAUCCUUCCAGAAAAUCCGCAGAAAGCCGAGCCAACUACAACUGUUGAGGAGACGCCUGAGCACGUCGAGGUAACUGAGGUUACAACGACAAAGGAUAUCCAGGAAGGUCCUGAAGACCAGCUCAUCACAGUCGUCACCAAGACAAAGAAAACUCGCAAACCGAAGGAAAAGGCACCGAAGGAGAAGCCAAAGAAGAAACAGCCAUCCAAAACUCGACUGGAUCAACAGAUUAAAGAAAUCCCGGGAGUCACCGAAAUAAGUGAACAUACCUCUACUGAUGUGGAAGGGAAUGAUGAUGAGGAAGUUGAGACCGUCACGACUACAAAGAAAAUCAAACGGAAGAAGCCUCAAGACGGCACCGAAAUUACGGAAGAAAUCCUUCCAGAAAUUCCAGAGAAAGCCGAGCCCAUUACGACAGUUGAGGAGACCCCUGAAGACGUCGAGGUAACUGAAGUAACAACGACAAAGGAUAUCCAGGAAAGUCCUGAUGACCAGCUCAUUACAGUGAUCACCAAGACAAAGAAAACUCGCAAACCGAAGGAAAAAGCACCGAAGGAGAAGCCAAAGAAGAAACAACCAUCCAAAGCUCGACUGGAUCAACAGAUUGAGGAAAUUCCAGGUGUCACCGAAGUAGCUGAGCAAACCACUACUGAAGUUGAAACCAUUGAUGAUGAACAAAUUGAAACAAUCACGACUACAAAGAAAAUCAAACGAAAGAAGCCUAAAAACGAUACAGAAACUAUGGAAGAAAUCCUUCCAGAAAUUCCGCAGAAAGCCGAACCCACUACGACUGUUGAGGAGACGCCUGAGUUCGUCGAGGUAACUGAGGUUACAACGACAAAGGACAUCCAGGAAGGUCCUGAUGACCAGCUCAUCACAGUGGUCACCAAGACAAAGAAAACUCGCAAACCGAAGGAAAAAGUGCCGAAGGAGAAGCCAAAGAAGAAACGGCCAUGCAAAACACGACUGGAUGAACAGAUUGAGGAAAUCCCGGGAGUCACCGAAAUAAGUGAACAUACCUCUACUGAUGUUGAACGGAAUGAUGACGAGGAAGUUGAGACCGUCACGACUACAAAGAAAAUUAAACGGAAGAAGCCUACCGACAGCACCGAAACUACGGAAGAAUUACUUCCAGAAAUUCCGGAGAAAGCCAAGCCUACUACGACAUCGGAGGAGACGCCUGAGCACGUCGAGGUAACUGAGGUUACAACGACAAAGGACAUCCAGGAAGGUCCUGAUGACCAGCUCAUCACAGUUGUCACCAAGACAAAGAAAACUCGCAAACCGAAGGAAAGGGCGCCGAAGGAGAAGCCAAAGAAAAAACGGCCAUCCAAAACUCGACUGGAUCAACAGAUUGAGGAAAUCCCGGAAGUCACCGAAAUAAGUGAACAUACCUCUACUGAUGUUGAACGGAAUGAUGAUGAGGAAGUUGAGACCGUCACGUCUACAAAGAAAAUCAAACGGAAGAAGCCCACCGACGGCACCGAAACUACGGAAGAAAUACUUCCAGAAAUUCCGGAGAAAGCCGAGCCCAUUACGAAAGUUGAGGAGACGCCUGAGCACAUCGAGGUAUCUGAAGUCACAACGACAAAGGACAUCCAGGAAGGUCCUGAUGACCAGCUCAUCACAGUUGUCACCAAGACAAAGAAAACUCGCAAACCGAAGGAAAAGGCGCCAAAGGAGAAGCCAAAGCGUAAACGGCCAACUGGAACUACACUGGAUGAACAGAUUGAGAAAAUCCCAGGCGUCACCGAGGUUGGUGAGCAAACUACUACUGAAAUUGAAACCAUUGAUGACGAAGAAGUUGAGACAAUGACGACUACAAAGAAAAUCAAAACAAAGAAGCCUAAAGACGGCACCGAAACCACGGAAGAAAUCCUUCCAGAAAUUCCAGAGAAAGCCGAACCCACUACAACUGUUGAGGAGACGCCUGAGGACGUCGAGGUAACUGAGGUUACAACGACAAAGGACAUCCAGGAAGGUCCUGAUGACCAGCUCAUCACAGUUGUCACCAAGACAAAGAAAACUCGCAAACCAAAUGAAAGGGCGCCGAAGGAGAAGCCAAAGAAAAAACGGCCAACCAAAACUCGACUGGAUCAACAAAUUGAGGAAAUCCCGGGAGUCACCGAAAUAAGUGAACAUACCUCUACUGAUGUUGAACGGAAUGAUGAUGAGGAAGUUGAGACCGUCACGACUACAACGAAAAUCAAACGGAAGAAGCCUACAGACGGCACCGAAACUACGGAAGAAAUCCUUCCAGAAAUUCCGCAGAAAGCCGAGCCAACUACAACUGUUGAGGAGACGCCUGAGCACGUCGAGGUAACUGAGGUUACAACGACAAAGGAUAUCCAGGAAGGUCCUGAAGACCAGCUCAUCACAGUCGUCACCAAGACAAAGAAAACUCGCAAACCGAAGGAAAGGGCACCGAAGGAGAAGCCAAAGAAGAAACAGCCAUCCAAAACUCGACUGGAUCAACAGAUUAAAGAAAUCCCGGGAGUCACCGAAAUAAGUGAACAUACCUCUACUGAUGUGGAAGGGAAUGAUGAUGAGGAAGUUGAGACCGUCACGACUACAAAGAAAAUCAAACGGAAGAAGCCUCAAGACGGCACCGAAAUUACGGAAGAAAUCCUUCCAGAAAUUCCAGAGAAAGCCGAGCCCAUUACGACAGUUGAGGAGACCCCUGAAGACGUCGAGGUAACUGAAGUAACAACGACAAAGGAUAUCCAGGAAAGUCCUGAUGACCAGCUCAUUACAGUGAUCACCAAGACAAAGAAAACUCGCAAACCGAAGGAAAAAGCACCGAAGGAGAAGCCAAAGAAGAAACAACCAUCCAAAGCUCGACUGGAUCAACAGAUUGAGGAAAUUCCAGGUGUCACCGAAGUAGCUGAGCAAACCACUACUGAAGUUGAAACCAUUGAUGAUGAACAAAUUGAAACAAUCACGACUACAAAGAAAAUCAAACGAAAGAAGCCUAAAGACGAUACAGAAACUAUGGAAGAAAUCCUUCCAGAAAUUCCGCAGAAAGCCGAACCCACUACGACUGUUGAGGAGACGCCUGAGUUCGUCGAGGUAACUGAGGUUACAACGACAAAGGACAUCCAGGAAGGUCCUGAUGACCAGCUCAUCACAGUGGUCACCAAGACAAAGAAAACUCGCAAACCGAAGGAAAAAGUGCCGAAGGAGAAGCCAAAGAAGAAACGGCCAUGCAAAACACGACUGGAUGAACAGAUUGAGGAAAUCCCGGGAGUCACCGAAAUAAGUGAACAUACCUCUACUGAUGUUGAACGGAAUGAUGACGAGGAAGUUGAGACCGUCACGACUACAAAGAAAAUUAAACGGAAGAAGCCUACCGACAGCACCGAAACUACGGAAGAAUUACUUCCAGAAAUUCCGGAGAAAGCCAAGCCUACUACGACAUCGGAGGAGACGCCUGAGCACGUCGAGGUAACUGAGGUUACAACGACAAAGGACAUCCAGGAAGGUCCUGAUGACCAGCUCAUCACAGUUGUCACCAAGACAAAGAAAACUCGCAAACCGAAGGAAAGGGCGCCGAAGGAGAAGCCAAAGAAAAAACGGCCAUCCAAAACUCGACUGGAUCAACAGAUUGAGGAAAUCCCGGCAGUCACCGAAAUAAGUGAACAUACCUCUACUGAUGUUGAACGGAAUGAUGAUGAGGAAGUUGAGACCGUCACGUCUACAAAGAAAAUCAAACGGAAGAAGCCCACCGACGGCACCGAAACUACGGAAGAAAUACUUCCAGAAAUUCCGGAGAAAGCCGAGCCCAUUACGAAAGUUGAGGAGACGCCUGAGCACAUCGAGGUAUCUGAAGUCACAACGACAAAGGACAUCCAGGAAGGUCCUGAAGACCAGCUCAUCACAGUUGUCACCAAGACAAAGAAAACUCGCAAACCGAAGGAAAAGGCGCCAAAGGAGAAGCCAAAGCGUAAACGGCCAACUGGAACUACACUGGAUGAAAAGAUUGAGGAAAUCCCAGGUGUCACCGAAGUAGCUGAGCAAACCACUACUGAAGUUGAAACCAUUGAUGAUGAACAAGUUGAAACAAUCACGACUACAAAGAAAAUCAAACGAAAGAAGCCUAAGGACGGAACCGAAACUUCGGAAGAAAUCCUUCCAGAAAUUCCAGAGAAAGCCGUGCCCACUACGAAUGUUGAGGAGACGCCUGAGCACGUCGAGGUAACUGAAGUCACAACGACAAAGGACAUCCAGGAAGGUCCUGAUGACCAACUCAUCACAGUUGUCACCAAGACAAAGAAAACUCGCAAACCGAAGGAAAAGGCGCCAAAGGAGAAGCCAAAGCGGAAACGGCCAACUAAAACUACGCUGGAUGAACAGAUUGAGAAAAUCCCAGGCGUCACCGAGGUUGGUGAGCAGACUACUACUGAAAUUGAAACCAUUGAUGACGAAGAAGUUGAGACAAUGACGACUACAAAGAAAAUCAAAAUAAAGAAACCUACAGACGGCACCGAAACUACGGAAGAAAUCCUUCCAGAAAUUCCGCAGAAAGCCGAACCCACUACGACUGUUGAGGAGACGCCUGACCUCGUCGAGGUAACUGAAGUAACAACGACAAAGGAUAUCCAGGAAGGUCCUGAUGACCAGCUCAUCACAGUUGUCACCAAGACAAAGAAAACUCGCAAACCGAAGGAAAAAGCACCGAAGGAGAAGCCAAAGAAGAAACGGCCAUCCAAAACUCGACUGGAUCAACAGAUUGAGGAAAUCCCGGGAGUCACCGAAAUAAGUGAACAUACCUCUACUGAUGUGGAACAGAAUGAUGAUGAGGAAGUUGAGACCGUCACGACUACAAAGAAAAUCAAACGAAAGAAGCCUAAAGACGGCACCGAAAUUACGGAAGAAAUCCUUCCAGAAAUUCCAGAGAAAGCCGAGCCCAUUACGACAGUUGAGGAGACGCCUGAGGACGUCGAGGUAACUGAAGUCACAACGACAAAGGACAUCCAGGAAGGUCCUGAUGACCAGCUCAUCACAGUUGUCACCAAGACAAAGAAAACUCGCACACUGAAGGAAAAGACGCCUAAGAAAAAACCAAAAAAGAAACGACCAACAACAACUACACUGGAUGAACAUAUUGAGAAAAUCCCAGGCGUCACCGAAGUUGGUGAGCAAACCACUACUGAAGUUGAAACCAUUGAUGACGAACAAGUUGAAACAAUCACGACUACAAAGAAAAUCAAACGAAAGAAGCCUAAGUACGGAACCGAAAUUUCGGAAGAAAUCCUUCCAGAAAUUCCAGAGAAAGCCGAGCCCACUACGAAUGUUGAGGAGACGCCUGAGCACGUCGAGGUAACUGAAGUCACAACGACAAAGGACAUCCAGGAAGGUCCUGAUGACCAGCUCAUCACAGUUGUCACCAAGACAAAGAGAACUCGCAAACCGAAGGAAAAGACGCCAAAGGAGAAGCCAAAGCGGAAACGGCCAACUAAAACUACGCUGGAUGAACAGAUUGAGAAAAUCCCAGGCGUCACCGAGGUUGGUGAGCAAACUACUACUGGAAUUGAAACCACUGAUGACGAAGAAGUUGAGACAAUGACCACUACAAAGAAAAUCAAAAUAAAGAAGCCUAAAGACGGCACCAAAACCACGGAAGAAAUCCUUCCAGAAAUUCCAGAGAAAGCCGAGCCCAUUACGACAGUUGAGGAGACGCCUGAGGACGUCGAGGUAACUGAAGUCACAACGACAAAGGACAUCCAGGAAGGUCCUGACGACCAGCUCAUCACAGUUGUCACCAAGACAAAGAAAACUCGCAAACCGAAGGAAAAGAAGCCGAAGGAGAAGCCAAAGAAGAAACGGCCAUGCAAAACACAACUGGAUGAACAGAUUGAGGAAAUCCCGGGAGUCACCGAAACAAGUGAACAUACCUCUACUGAGGUUGAACGGAAUGAUGAUGAGGAAGUUGAGACCGUCACGUCUACAAAGAAAAUCAAACGGAAGAAGCCCACCGACGGCACCGAAACUACGGAAGAAAUCCUUCCAGAAAUUCCGAAGAAAGCCGAGCCCAUUACGACAGUUGAGGAGACGCCUGAGCACAUCGAGGUAUCUGAAGUCACAACGACAAAGGACAUCCAGGAAGGUCCUGAAGACCAGCUCAUCACAGUCGUCACCAAGACAAAGAAAACUCGCAAACCAAAAGAAAAAGCGCCAAAAGAGAAGCCGAAGCGGAAACGGCCAACUAAAACUACGCUGGAUGAACAGAUUGAGAAAAUCCCAGGCGUCACCGAGGUUGGUGAGCAAACUACUACUGAAAUUGAAACCAUUGAUGACGAAGAAGUUGAGACAAUGACGACUACAAAGAAAAUCAAAGUAAAGAAGCCUAAAGACGGCACCGAAACCACGGAAGAAAUCCUUCCAGAAAUACCGGAGAAAGCCGAGCCCACUACAACUGUUGAGGAGACGCCUGAGCACGUCGAGGUAACAGAGGUUACAACGACAAAAGACAUCCAAGAAGGUCUUGAUGACCAGCUCAUCACUGUCGUCACCAAGACAAAGAAAACUCGCAAACCGAAGGAAAAGGCGCCAAAGAAGAUGCCAAAGGAGAAACGGCCAACUGGAACUACACUGGAUGAACAGAUUGAGGAAAUCCCAGGUGUCACCGAAGUAGCUGAGCAAACCACUACUGAAGGUGAAACCAUUGAUGACGAACAAGUUGAAACAAUCACGACUACAAAGAAAAUCAAACGAAAGAAGCCUAAGGACGGAACCGAAACUUCGGAAGAAAUCCUUCCAGAAAUUCCAGGGAAAGCCGAGCCCACUACGAAUGUUGAGGAGACGCCUGAGCACGUCGAGGUAACUGAAGUCACAACGACAAAGGACAUCCAGGAAGGUCCUGAUGAUCAACUCAUCACAGUUGUCACCAAGACAAAGAAAACUCGCAAACCGAAGGAAAAGGCGCCAAAGGAGAAGCCAAAGCGGAAACGGCCAACUAAAACUACGCUGGACGAACAGAUUGAGAAAAUCCCAGGCGUCACCGAGGUUGGUGAGCAAACUACUACUGAAAUUGAAACCAUUGAUGACGAAGAAGUUGAGACAAUGACGACUACAAAGAAAAUCAAAAUAAAGAAGCCUUCAGAAGGCACCGAAACUACGGACGAAAUCCUUCCAGAAAUUCCGCAGAAAGCCGAACCCACUACGACUGUUGAGGAGACGCCUGACCUCGUCGAGGUAACUGAAGUUACAACGACAAAAGAUAUCCAGGAAGGUCCUGAUGACCAGCUCAUCACAGUUGUCACCAAGACAAAGAAAACUCGCAAACCGAAGGAAAAAGCGCCGAAGGAGAAGCCAAAGAAGAAACGGCCAUGCAAAACACGACUGGAUCAACAGAUUGAGGAAAUCCCGGGAGUCACCGAAAUAAGUGAACAUACCUCUACUGAUGUUGAACGGAAUGAUGAUGAGGAAAUCGAGACUGUCACGACUACAAAGAAAAUCAGACGGAAGAAGCCUAAAGACGGUACAGAAACUAUGGAAGAAAUCCUUCCAGAAAUUCCGGAGAAAGCCGAGCCAACUACGACAUCAGAGGAGAUGCCUGACCUCGUCGAGGUAACUGAAGUCACAACGACAAAGGACAUCCAGGAAGGCCCUGAUGAAGAGCUCAUCACAGUCAUCACCAAGACAAAGAAAACUCGUAGAUCAAAACACAUCACAAACGACGACAGACCUGGGCCGCCUUCGCCUGAUGGCACUCCUGACGUCUCUCCACAUAACCAGGAGCACGUUCCGGAGGACGCCAAGCCGCAGCAGAAGGAGAGGCCCAAGAAGCCAGACGGAGCACCCGAAUGGAAGGGCUUCAAGUUGAAGAAGGUCGUCAAGCCGGAGGAUGAGGACGAGGACGUGUUAACGAGCAUGACACUCAGCCGCCCCGAUCGGAUUCCAAGAACAGAGUUGGAAUUCAAGGAAGUACCGAAAAAGCCAUCCGAUGAUGUUCAGCCGGCAGAUGGUAUCAUCUCGGAAGAGGAUACGAGACCAGAGGACAAGAUUCCCGGCGAAACUGAGGAAGACAAGAGCAGUGCAAAGAAACCAAAAAAGCGAAGGCCUAAGAAAAGCCCAGAAGCUGUCGAAGAGGUUCCUGUAACAACACCCGAAGCAAGAGAAGGAGAGCAAGUUCCAGAAAAGCAAGAUGACCGUCAGCCAGAGGACAAGGACAAAAAGCCGAAGAAGCCCAAGCGCGGACAACCAUUGGAUUCAGAAACUCCUGAGUGGAUCGACUUCUCAUUAAAACCGGUGAAACAGGUUCCCAAGGAGAUAGACGAGGAAAAGCUGGAAACUGUGGAGCUGAAACCACUAAGUGAUACAGAGGAGGACACCACUGACAAAGGCCGCAUUGAUAAGAAACCAGAACAGCCUGGAGAAGCGGACACGAUUCUCAAGAAAAUCCCCGGUGAUGAUAAAGAGAAACCCGAUAAAAAGCCAAAGAAGAAAAAGAUCAAGAAGAGAAAAACACCGGACGACAUGGCCAAACUGGAUGAGGAGGAAUUGUCGUCAGGGGACGAUGAGGAGGUGCCGCAGCCAGCCGAGGUGACGGAAGUCCAGCCGGAGGAGCCGCUGCAGCCCAAGGACCACCUUCCAGAGUGGCAGCGUGUGAAGCUGAAGAAGGUGGAGGUGGAGCAGGAGGAGGACGCCAUCACCUCCCUCAUUAUGACGCGACCCGAUCGCAUCCCCACCACCGAACUGCCCGACUUCAGCAAGAAGCCGCCGAAACCCGACAUCGAGCAGACGGCGCCGGCGCCAACCGAGGAACAAACUCUUGACGAGACUCCAAAGAAAAAGACCAAGAAGCCGAAGAAGCAGAAAAAGCGACCAACGGAGGGUGAACAACCAGAGGCGCCCACUGAGGCCGUCACUACCGAAGAACCCGCUCAAGACGAGGCACCUUCAGAUGAGGUUCCCGAAGAGAAGCCGACGCCUAUGAAACAGCUACCAGACCAGACAACUUCAGACGAGGCUACACCGGAACAGCCGAAAAAGCCUAAAAAGAAGAAGCGACUCAUAGCAGAGGAGGGACAGCCAGAAUGGGUCAAUUUCGCGCUCAAGCCAGUCCAAGCAGAGCCCAGACCAGUGGAAGCACAAGAAAUGGAGACCGUGGAUCUCAAACCGAUUCCUGACGUGGACGAAGAAAGUCCCAUUGAGGCAAAGCAAAAACCAGAAACACUUCAAUGGGAUUCUCUAGAGUUGAAACCGAUUGAGAGCAUGGAUAGGCCUGUACUGGAGAAACCCACAGGCAUUGAUGCAAAACCCCUAAAAAAGAAAAAGAAACGCCCAAAGAAACCGGAAGGACCAGAAGAGGAAGAGACAAGUGACACAGAAAAAUUGCCAGGAGACGAGCAGAAGCCAAGUGAUGUCAGUGCCACGCCUGAGGAAUCGGAUGACUCUAAGAAGCGUAAGCCGAAACGAAUGCCUCCUGCGGACGAGGAAACUCCGGAGUGGCAGAGAGUGCAACUGAAACCCGCCAAACCCACCCAGAAAGGAACCGAGGAUGACAGGGAGACGGUGACGCUCAAGCCGGUGGAGAAAAUCGAUGAAACAACGGUAGUUGAUACUACAUUAACAGAGGACACGACCAUAACAACAAUCGAAGAGGAUAUCACUGAGGAAAAGAAACGAAAGGAUAAGAAAAAGAAACCAAAGCAACCAAAGCGUGAGAAGCCAGAGACUGAGGAAGUUGUCGUUGAAGUUCAAGAGUCCAGUGAAGUGAUUUCAGAUCAAGAGGAAACAGAGGAGACCAUUGUCAUGACAACAAAAACAAAGAAAAAGCCAAAAGACAAACCAUUUGAAGAGGAAGUGCAAGAAGUUGACAUAAAUAUACCGGAUGAUAAGGACAUUGAAAAGGCAGACACAACGGAAGAAUGGAGACGGAAGAAAGACAAGAAACCCAAAAGACCCAAAAAAGAAAAGCCAACGACAACAGAAGUGACUGAAACCACUGAGUUUGUUGAAAUAUCAUCCGAUCAAGAAGAGACAAUUGAAGAGACAACAAUGAACAUGAAGACGAAGACAAAAGAGAAGCCCAAAGAGGGGCCUUUUGUAGAGGAACAAGCAGAUACAAGUGAGAUCGUAAAGGAAGAGCUUUCAAAGCGCGUGGAAAAAAUUGAUAAGACUCCGGCCACCGAACAAAAACCAGAUGAAAAACCAUUCGAAGAAGAAGUCCAGGAAGUUGACGUUGAGGUAGAAAAGAAGGACGAACUUCAAGAGGACGAAGUAGAGGAAUGGAAAAGAAGAAAGGACAAAAAUAAACCUAAAGGCCCGAAAACAAAGAAAGACAAACCUGAAAAAGAGAUAACGACAGAAAAAAAGACAGAUGUAAAAGAGAUUGUGACCAAAGCAAGCUCUGAAGAAGACGAAGAAGAAGUAAUCACAACUACAGUUACAACGCAAAAGAAAAAGUUGCCAAAAGACAAACCAUUCGAGGAAGAACUGAAGGAAGUCGACAUUCAGCAACCCGAAGAGGAGAAACUUGAACCAAAGGAAACACCAGAAGAGUGGAGACGUAAAAAGGACAAGAAAAAACGAAAACCAAAGAAGCCUGAAGCUGAAGAAACUGCUGCUGAUGUUGCAGAAGAGUUGGCACCGACUAGACCGGAGCAGAAAGUUCCGGUAUCAGAAGAGGAUGUCACAUCAGAAGACAUCACAGAGAAACCCACCGUCUUGCGCCAACCGGAGGAAAUCGACCUCAAAGAAACCACAGAGCAAAUGACCGUGCAGUCAUUCGAUGAAACCACCGUUACUGAGGAAACAACAACACAAGAAACAGUGGUUCUGGUUGAGGAAGAUGAGGUUGCAGAGCAAGAAGACAUAAUUGCUGACACUACGAUCACUAAAAAGAAGAUGCCAGAGAAACCAGAUAUUCCUGAAGGGACAGACGAAAAGAGUGACUCUCCUGAGAAGCCAUUUGAAGAAGAGGUGCAGGAAACAAAUGUUAGCGUUCCCGAAGAGCAGCCAUUAACCGAAGAACAGCCAGAAGUCUGGCAAAGAGGAAAACCCAAAAAGAAAAAGCCAAAACGUCCUGAAAUACCGAAAGAAGCUCCAGAAGAAAGGCCGGAUCAGAAACCAGAAGAGAAACAAGAGGACAAGCCCGAGGUUACCGACAAGAAGCCCUUCGAGGAAGAGGUCCAAGAGACCGACAUUGGAAUCGAAGAUGAUGAAAAAAUCGCUGAUGAACAGCCUGAGGUAUGGCAAAGAGGCAAACCGAAAAAGAAGCCUAAGCGUCCUGCUGCUCCAAAAGAGGUUACUGAUAAGUCAGAGGAAACGACAGAAUUUGUUGAAAAAUCGGAGGUAGAAGAAACACGUGAAGGAGCGGUAGAAGAGCAGCUCAAGGUGGACGUUAUUGACAAGAUUACACAAGAGGAAAGCGAGACUGAAGAAACUGAAGUUGUGACUGAAGUAAAACAAAUUGAAAAGAAAAAGCAAGAGCGUGAACUGCCUAAACCUUCAGAGGAAACAAAACCACAAGAAGAGAUCGAGGGACCGGACGCCCCAGAUCAAAAAGCACUUCAAGAUGAAGUCAAAGAAGCAGACGUUGACAUAGCAGAUGACCAAAAAGUCCAUGAAGAACAACCAGAAAUAUGGCAAAGGGGUAAACCAAAAAAGAAGAAGCCGAAACGUCCUGAGGCUCCUGAGGUACGUGAAGAAAAGCCAGAGACCCCUGAAGAAGCUCCAGAGGCGAAACAUGAGGUGCCCGUACAAAAGGAGGAUAAGCCUGAAUCUCCGCAGGACAAACCACUGGAAGAGGAGGUCCAGGAAGUGGAUGUAGAUGUAAAAGAAGAAAAAGAGAUAAUUCAAGAAGAAGAGGUGUGGCAGAGAGGCAAACCGAAAAAGAAGAAGCCGAAGCGUCCUGAGGCUCCUAAAGCACCCGAAGAAAAGCCGGAAAAGCCUGAGGAAGUUCUUGAGACGACACCUGAGGCGCCUAUGCAAAAGGACGAUAAGCCUGAUUCUCCGCUAGACAAACCACUGGAAGAGGAGGUCCAGGAAGUAGAUGUAGAUGUUAAGGAAGAAGAGCAGAUUAUUAAAGAAGAAGAAGAAGAGGUGUGGCAGAGAGGCAAACCGAAAAAGAAAAAACCAAGGCGUCCUGAGGCUCCUAAGGCACCCGAAGAAAAGCCGGAAAAGCCUGAGGAAGAUCUCGAGGCGACACCUGAAAUGCCUGUACAAAAGGAGGAUAAGCCUGAAUCUCCGGUAGAUAAACCAGUAGAAGAGGAGGUUCAGGAAGUGGAGGUAGAUGUUAAAGAAGAAGAGCAGGUUAUUAAAGAAGAAGAAGAAGAGGUGUGGCAGAGAGGCAAACCGAAAAAGAAAAAGCCAAAGCGUCCUGAGGCUCCUAAGGCACCCGAAGAAAAGCCGGAAAAGCCUGAGGAAGAUCUCGAGGCGACACCUGAGAUGCCUGUACAAAAGGAGGAAAAGCCUGAAUCUCCAGCAGACAAACCAGUAGAAGAGGAGGUUCAGGAAAAGGAGGUAGAUGUUAAAGAAGAAGAGCAGGUUAUUAAAGAAGAAGAAGAGGUGUGGCAGAGAGGAAAACCGAAAAAGAAAAAGCCAAAGCGUCCGGAGGCUCCUAAGGCACUCGAAGAAAAGCCUAAAAAGUCUGAGGAAGAUCUCGAGACAUCUGAGAUGCCUGUACAAAAGGAGGAAAAGCCUGAAUCUCCGGUAGACAAACCAGUAGAAGAGGAGGUUCAGGAAGUGGAGAAAGAUGUUAAAGAAGAAGAGCAGGUUAUUAAAGAAGAAGAGGUGUGGCAGAGAGGUAAACCAAAAAAGAAGAAGCCGAAACGUCCUGAGGAACCACAGGUGCCCGAGGAAAAGCCAGAAUCACAGGUGCCCGAGGAAAAGCCAGAGACCCCUGAAGAAGCUCCGGAGACGAAAGAUGAGGUGCCCGUACGACAGGAGGAUCAACCUGAAUCUUCGCACGACAAACCACUGGAAGAGGAGGUUCAGGAAGUGGACGUUGAUGUUAGAGAAGAACAGGAAAUAAUUCAAGAAGAAGAGGUGUGGCAGAGAGGCAAACCAAAGAAGAAGAAGUCAAAGCAUCCUGAGGCUCCUAAGGCAUCCGAAGAAAAGCCAGGAAAACCUGAGGAAGUUCUGGAGACAACACCUGAAAUGCCCAUACAAAAGGAGGAUAAGCCUGAAUCUCCGCUAGACAAACCACUGGAAGAGGAGGUUAAGGAAGUGGAUGUAGAUGUUAGGGAAGAAGAGAUAAUUCAGGAAGAAGAAAUGUGGCAGAGAGGUAAACCGAAAAAGAAGAAGCCGAAGCGUCCUGAGGCUCCUAAGGCACCCGAAGAAAAACUGGAAAUGCCUGAUGAAAUUCUGGAGACGACACCCGCGGUGCCUAUACAAAAGGAGGAUAAGCCUGAAUCUCCGCAAGACAAACCACUGGAAGAGGAGGUUCAGGAAGUGGUUGUAGAUGCUAAAGAAGAAGAGGAGAUAAUUCAGGAAGAAGAAGUGUGGCAGAGAGGUAAACCGAAAAAGAAGAAGCCGAAGCGUCCUGAGGCUCCUAAGGCACCCGAAGAAAAACCGGAAAAGCCUGAUGAAAUUCUGGAGACGACACCUGAGGCGCCUUUACAAAAGGAGGAUAAGCCUGAAUCUCCGGUAGACAAACCACUGGAAGAGGAGGUUCAGGAAGUAGAUGUGGAUGUUAAAGAAGAGCAGAUUAUUGAAGAAGAAGAAGAGGUGUGGCAGAGAAGCAAGCCGAAAAAGAAGAAGCCGAAACGUUCUGAGGUACCUGAGGUACCCGAGAAAAAGCCUGAAGCCCCUGAAGAGGUUCCAGAGACAACACCUCGGGUGCCUGAAGAAAAGGAGGAGAAGCCUGAAUCUCCGCAAGACAAACCACUGGAAGAGGAGGUUCAGGAAGUAGAUAUGGAUGUUAAAGAAGAGGAGCAGAUUACUAAAGAACAAGGAGAGGUGUGGCAGAGAGGUAAGCCGAAAAAGAAGAAACCGAAACGACCUGAGGCUCCUAAGGCACCCGAGGAAGAGAUAGAAAGGCCCGAGGAAGUUCUUGAGACGAAACCUGAAGUCCUAAGUAAGCCACAGGAAGCACCAAAGGCUCCUGAAGAAAGGCCAUUAGAAGAGGAGAGUAAAGAGGAAGACACUACGGUUUCUGGAGAUCAACCAAUAGUUGAAGAACAGCCUGAAGUGUGGAAGAGAGAAAAGAAAAAGAAACCGAAGAAGCCGAAACAUACUGAACAAGCAGCACCGGAUGAAGUUCCCGCUGAAGACAUUCCACUGGAUGAAGACGUGAUUCCAGAGGCUCCCACUACUGAGAAGCCUGAAGAUGAAAAGCCAAAAGAAAUCAAGAAACCGGAAGAUGAUAAGCCUGAGUGGCAAGAGGCUAAAUUAAAACCAACCAAGAAGCCCAAGCAGUUACCAAAACAGCCCGAGGAACAGUUGGAGCAGGUUCAGCUAAAGCCAGUCAAGAAGCCCGAGGAACUAGAGAAGGUCGAGGUUGAGGAAGUCCAGGUGACUACCAUAAAGCAAAAGUUUAAGGAAAGGAAGCCAAAGCAGCCAGACCAAGAAGUCGAAGAACUGCCAAUAGAAAAAUUAGACGAGGAGACGGCGCGGCGCAAGAUCAGCACGCUGGAGGCGUUCACACAGGAGGAGAUCACCGUCGGCAUGAGCGUGGACGAGGUGCGCCAGUUCAUCGUGGAGCGCGAGACCGCCGAGCGCAAACUCUCCGAGGUGACGGCGCCCGUGGUGCAGGAGAUCACUCCCGAGCUGCUGGAGCAGGAGCUCAAAAAGGUUACCGCUGAAAAGGUUGUGGCAGAGACCAAGCUGGCAGUGAUGCAGUCCUACACUGUGAACGAGAUCACUCCACAGACCACGGUGGAUGAGCUGAAGGCCUUCGUCGACGAACGGCACGAGGCCGAGCAGGUGUGGACCACUGUCGAGACGCUGGAGAUUGUCGAGCCGGCGCAGCAGCACAUCGCCGAGGAGAUCAAACAGAUCAAACAGGACUGCGCCGUGGCCGAGGUGAAACUCGACCUCACCGAGGGCUUCCAGGUGCAGGAGCUGCGGCCCGAGCUCACCACCGACCAGCUGGAGACGUUCAUCACUGAACGGCGUGACGCGCAGCGGCGCAUCUCCACGGUGGAGUCGCUGGCCGUGCAGGAGGCUGCGCCCGAGGAGGUGGCCAAGGACCUGACGCAGCUGCUCACCGUGGAGGAGAAGUCGGCCAAGAUCAAGCUGGACCUGCUCAACACCUACUCGGUGCAGGAGGUCACCACCGACACCACGGCAGAGGAGACCAAGACGUUCAUCGAGGAGCGGCAUGAGGCUGAGCAGGUGCUGACUACGGCACUCCAGACGGUGGAAUCGACCGAGGUCAGUCCGGCCUUCGUCACGUCCGAGAUCGAGCACAUCCGCACGGAGAAGGUGCAGGCGCUCCAGCACCUGCAGGAGGUCCAGCCACAGGCCGUCCAAGAGAUGGAGACUCUCCUGCAGACCACAGUCGAACUCAAAAAGUUCAAGUAUGUGACGGAACUGGCAAAGGAAACAUCCGAGGCGACUACAGAGAAGGUCACUGCCACCAAAACCGAGACAACUGUGAAAGACAAGAAAAAGAAGCUGAAGCCGCGGACUGCUUCCGUAGAGCGUCUGCCAGAAUUCCCGAUCGAAGACGUCGAAGAAGUUAGCAUCAAAGACGAAAGGCCAGUUUCUCCAACACCUGCCAUCGACAAAUCGGACGCAGUCCAAGUGAGCCAGAUAAUACCCCAGGAAGAGACAGAGGGUGAGACCGAUAAGCUAAAGGUGGUCACUGGCGAAGGUAAGUCGGUGACAGAGCUGCGUCGAGAACAUGUUGUCACGGUGGAGACCGUCCAAAGCGAAGAGUCGGUGGAAAGUGUUCCCGACAAAAAGCCGAAAACGGAUGCGGCUCGUGUUUCACUCAAAGGACAAGAACCGAUUCAGGUGGAAGAAACUCUCCCAGAGGAGACAUCAAUCCCUCAAGACAAAGAAAAGCCGAUUAGAAGAGAAACUACAGAAACCAGCAUAGUGACAGUUCAAAGAAAAGCGCCCGAAGUGCAGGCAGUCAGCACAGAAGAAUUGACCAAAGAAAGUGAAUCAUUCCUUAAACCAGAGGAAAUUCCGAAACAGCAAAAGCCACAGACUUCGGUGACGUCACUUGAUGAGGUUCAGGUUACUGAAAAUCAACAAAUGCUCUCCGAAGAAAUCUUAGAAUCUCGUGAACAGCCGCGCAGCGAAGAAGCUGUCGUACAACUGAACCAGCAGCUGAGAGUGAUAACGAAGACAGAGACAGAUGCUUUUCAUUCAGAGUCAACCUUCACAGAUGAAAUUAAAUCUGAGCAAGCUACUGUUGAGUUUACAAAGAACCAAAGCAUUGUCGUUUCGGGUGCUGAAGAAUUCGCUUCUGAAGAUAUACUUCAGCAUGAGCGGCUACCGAAGACACAGUUGGCAUCUAUGGAUGUAGACUCAAUUCAGGCUGUAGAAAUUCAACAGACUGAAGUGGUGGAACAUCCAGCAACACUUCCAGACAAAGAGGCCCCAAAGCCUAAGAUCGCCAUCAUUGAGCUAGACAGUCAUUCCGUUCCAAUGAUGCAAGAAACUGUAAAUUUGCAGACAGAAGAAAUGUUGCCAGAAGACGCAAAGCCAAAGUCGCAAGCUGCAGAUGAGAAAAUGGAAAACUUCGAAACUGUCUUCACUACUUCUGAUGUAGUUAUGCAGAAAGAGGAUGCAUUCGAAGAGAAAGAUGUAAGUUGCAAUCAGGCCAAUAUGGAUAUUCAACCCCUCGAGCCGACUCAAAUGACUGAAACUGAGGUGCUCCAAUCAGAACAACCAAUGGAAGAAUACGAAAAGCCAACCAUUCGAGAUGCUAAAACUGACUUGACGCCCCACCUCAAGAUCGCCGUUGAGAGCAAUGAUAUUCCCAUGUCGAAAGAAGAAACUAUUCAAGAAGACAAGCCAAAUACAGAUACCGUUACGGUAUCAGUUUUGGAAUCAAAGAGCGUUUCUGUCCAGGAGACUGCAGUGAAUGAGACGGAAGACAGCCUCUUGGAGGACAGGAAACCAAAAGCAAUGGAAGCGUCACUGACCGUUGCUGAAAAUGAGCCUAUUACCGUUGAACUGGCAGACACAUAUUACGGAGAGUCCCAGAUGAACGACUUCAAACGACCACAGAUGUCUGAGGCGUCUCAGACCCUUAUAACGUCAGAGGGCAUUGGUGUUGAGGAGACCGGUGCAGUGGAGGCUGAGGAAGAAUUCGCCAAAUUUAGAAAACCGCGCUCCGAAAACGCAGCAGUUGACGUGACGCACUCAGAAACCGUGGAAAUUACAAUGGAUACUGCAGUGGAAGCUGAAGCAUCAGUAGAAAGUCAACCGAAAGCCACCGAAGAAAUAGCUGGAUCAUCAAUCACUGAGCAUGAGGGCAUAUCGGUAUCUCUAGAUGAAGCUUUGAUCAGAGACGAGCCAACAAGUGAUUUCAAAAAACCAAGAGAGGCGUCGGCGCAUAUUCAGUUCCUAACAAAGAAAGGCAUUGAUGUGUCGGAUAUUGGACCAAUGGACAGCGAAGAUACAAUGGAUGACUUCAAGACCAUUCCAUCAACGGAGGCCAUUGUCAGCGUUACAUCCAACGAGGAAGUUGUCAUUCAAUCUUCAGAGUCGUAUGUGAAAGAAGGAAAGGUCGAUGAGAAAAGCAUGCCUCAGUCUAGUGAAGCGUCUCUCACUGUGUUGCCCCAGAUAGCCAAAACAGUCACAGAAGAAGAGCAAUAUAUCAAAGAAGGAAAUGUUUCAGAAGACAAACCGAAAUCGCAAUCCGUUCGAGUAGAUUUUUCGCAGGCCGAGGGCAUUCAAGCGGUGGAAGAAGAAACACUAGACGUUGAAGAGGAAUUAGCAAAAAUGAAGAAACCAAGAGAUGAACAAGCCAACGUGGGGCUUACUGACCGAAAAGGUCUUCAGGUUGAAGAAAGCGUGGAUCUGUUCAGCGAGACGACGCUCGACGCCAAACCAUCACCAGCCACCGACGCUGCUAACAUAGAGAUGUGCUCCCAUACUAACAUAACCGUCUCUGAAAUGUCCGAGUCAUAUAAGGAGGCUCCCUUGGACGAGUUCCGCACCCCGCUGCAUGAGAAACCCACCGAGUCCAUUACCUCCAGGCAAACGAUCACUGUCACUCAAACAGAAACAGGCGAAACCCUCGAUAAGCAUGUCCCUGAAGCUUUGCCCGUCCCUCACUCUGCCACCCAGGACAUGUUUCCCCUCCAAGGUGUUUCAGUUACAAGCACCCGAACCGAUGAACUUCCAACCGAUCUCGGCGAGUUCACCAGCUCGAAGGCGGUGGCGGAGACGGACAUCGAGGCGCAGCACGGCUUCAGCGCCAGCGAGCAGCAGCGGUUGGAGUCGGAGGAUACGUUCGAGAGCGAGGCACUGCCCGGUAAACAUCAGGCCGAGGUAGGUAUUGGUCUUACUGAGGCCGGAGUGACUACAGUUGUGGAGCAUAACGAGGCAGAGGAUGAGUACACUCCAGGAAAAAUGCCCGGAGCUGUUCAGCUCAAGCCUCGAAUGAUCCCAAGCGAGGGUAUGCAAGUAGAAGAAGUGCAGCCUGGUGAUGGUACUGGUAAAUUUUUCCCGGAGCAGUUUGUUGCCACUGAGAAAGCUGCUGAAAGUGUAUUACCUUACAAGAGCAUUUCAGUGAAGGCGACUGAUAUAAAUGAGCUGGAAGAUGACUUACCUGAUUUCAAAAUCCCUUCAUCAUUCCGAACCUAUGGCGAUGUGGUGCCCGAGCAUCAUCUGGAAGUCGAAGAAAUUCUGUCAGAAGACAUGACAGGCAAAAUUUUACCUGAAAGCUUUGUUGCAACUGAAGUCGCUCAGAAAACGAUAAUUGAGCUCAAGGGCCUGAAGGUGUCUGAGACGACAGCUGAGGAGUUUCAAGAAAUAUUGCAGCAAGGAAGCAAACCAAGAGAAUUUAUGGGCUCUGAAUCCAUCCAGGAGACUGAAGCGAUGGAAAUUCAAGAAGUGACACUGACUGAAGAAUCUUCAGAGAAGACCAGUGAAGCUGUAGAUACUCAUCAUGGCGUGAUUAGGCUAGCUGAGCCGCAUAAGGCUGCAACUGUAGACAUUGUAUCCAGUGGUGAUGUUGAAAGUGAUAUGGCGGAUAGUGUGAGACCUGAUGUGCAUGAGGCUGCGACCUCAUAUACUGUUGUGCAGCCAAUCGAUGUUUAUGAGGUCAAACCAGGGGAUAUCGAGGAAUCCUUUGAGCGUGACAUCCUUCCAUCCACCCAAGCCCACACCAGGCUCAGCCCACAGAACACUCUUGAAAUUUCAGAGUUCCCCGCUGAGUCCUCUCCUGAGGAUUUCACUCCAGAGUCCCGGCGGGAGGCGAGCGCAAGGACGGGGGUCGUCGAGCAGCAGGCCGUCAUCACCGACGAGGCUAGACCUGAAGACGUCCAAGGAACAGUCGACGAACUCAAAGCUGCGCCAGCAACAGCCCGUACCGAGAUACUCGAGCAACAGUCACUUCUCAGUUCCGAGGUGUGCAUAGACGAGAGAGAGGAUACGGUGGCGCCGUUCAAGGCUGGAGAACAGGUUCCUGAGACGACCACGGAGCUCGUCAUGAGACACACGGCACUGCUCACAGAUGUUGGUACACGGGAGGAAACAGAAGAGUACUCGCCAGAACAGCCGACCACCGCAUCUCCAAGGGAACAGUUAAUUGGUCUCGAAGCACCAGUUCGAGAGCAAGUAGAGCUGGGAGAAGUUGAGAGUGAUUUCGAUCAGAAACAGCUUCCGGAGCAGAAACAGGCAACUGAACGACAAGAGCUGGCUCAGAGUAAAGUUGUAGAAUCGGAGGACAUCACCAGCUUCGAAGCUGAAGAACAGUUCAUCACAUCAAAGCCUUCGGAAGAAAAACAGCCUAAGAUGACCAUGGUCGAGCAGAUUGGAGUUCAGGGAAUUGAAGAAAUCGUUCAUGACAAAGAGGGGAAGGUUAGCGAUGAGGUAGCGCCUACAGGACAGAAAGCUGCUUUGGAUGUCGUCCCCCAGCAGAAUAUCAUUACAUCAGAAGUAAAAGCUACGGAACAAGGCACCGACUACAAGGAAACAGACGUUAAACCAGUUUCAGCUGAAUCCAGCAUUCUGGAAAUGGAGUCCAUGCAGGGUGAAGUGACACAGACCGUAGAAACGGAAACUGAUUUUGCUCCAGGAGAGCUCAAUCUGAAGAAACCGACAGUGCGUCUUAACAUCGUUGAAAAACGUUCCGCACAAACGGAAAAUAUUUUGGUCGGUGAAUCGGAGGACACCUUCACACCCGGCAAGCUAAAUGAAGUACAGCCAAAAAGUUCUUUCGCCGAGCAGGAAUCUGUGCAAAUUACUGAAGUUACCCCCGAUUCGCAAACAGGGGAAUAUGUCGUUGGCGAUAAACCAGGCGAGAGAAGUGCUGACGUCUGUUUGUCUCCUAUUGAACCUGUCAUAACGCAAGACGCAAAAUCAGAAGAAACUGAGAAGGACUUCGACAAGUUUGUGUAUCCAACAGAGAUGGCAAAACAGACUAUUCCCGAGCAAAAGAGCACUGCUGUUUCUGAGAUCACAACGGGCGAGACUGAGUCAGAAUAUGCUCCUGAUGUCAUGCCAGAGCUACAAGAACUGACAGAAGUGGUUGAGCUUAGGGAGCGCAAGACGGCGAUUGCACAAGAUAUUGUGACGGAAGAGAGAGAAGGUGACAAAGAGAACUUCGUGGCAAAGUCUGUGCGCGUUGAGGGUCGCAUUUCGCCACUUGAAGGUCUCAUUGUAUCUGAGGCCCAGCCAGAUUCUGAUGAGGAUACGUUUGAUCAGAAGCCUCUUCCGACAAGCGUUGAUGCGCAAGUGGGCUUCACAACAGAACAAGCCUAUGAUACGACAGAAAUAACCACCCAAGAAGCUGAAGAAAAAUUCGAAAGCAAACUGGAGCAAAAGGUUACAGCCCUAGACUCCAUUAUCCCCCAGGAAUCUACUGUUUCCAGCGAGAUCAUAACAAACGAGCUUGAAGAAGAAUAUCGCCCUCAACAACUACCACAAACUGUUGAACUCAUUCCCUCCACUAAUCUUGUGUCGCAAAAGGCAGCGUCGACAUAUGAGGCCGAGAUUGAUGAGAAGGAGGAAUGGUACGACAUCCAGGAAGAACAAAUGAGACAGCCGACCUUAUCAACGAUUAACCAGACAAGCAUUCUCGUUUCAGAGAUUGUUACAGAUCAAAGCGAAACCGAUUUCAACCCUGAAGUUUUACCGAAAACUACUACAGCAAGCCUUGACGUUUCCACGUUUAGUCCCCUGGAAACAACAACUACCCAGAUAACAGAUAAAACUGAAGAUUGGUCGGCACCGGAGACGAAACAGCGUAAUGCUACAACCACGAUGCUAGAGCAGACCUCGGUGGAUGUAUCCCAGGUCGUGGAGGAUGAACGAGAGGGUGAGUUCAAGCCUGGUAUGCUACCGACCACAUCAGAAGCUACUGAGCAGCUGAUAUUUGAUCAGUAUAAGGCUCCACAGGUCAGCCAGCCGGAGACAGAAGAGAGAGAGGAGUGGUACGAUGCCGAAGAAGUCGACAUUCGACAGUCGAGAGUUGAGGUAAUCGAACAGCGCACGUUGCAAGUUUCGCAAGUCGUAACUGACGAUAGGGAGGACGAGUUUACACCAGACCUAGCGCCAAAGAACAGACAUGCAUCGCUCCAAGUUUCACCAAUGGAGCCUACUGCGGUCGAAGAAGCACUUCCAAAUGAGAAGGAAGAAACCUUUGACACAAAGCCUGACCUCGGAGUUACCGCUGGUGUCGAGGUAAUUCAACAGGUGCCACUGCUCACUGAGCAAACCGAUGCAGCUGAACGUGAGGACGUUCUUCAAGAGCAGAAAACUCCAAGUGGAGCAAAAGCAUCGGUUGAAACGGAAACACCAUGGACGCGAGCACCCACCAUCGGACAAACAGAGCAAGCUGAAACAACGGAAGAAUACUCCUCUGAGCAGGUCACAAGGAAAAAGCCAGGCAUUUCGAUCUUAGAGCAGGACUCAAUCCAAGUCACCGAAUCAGUUGUUGAGGAAAAAGAAGAAGAAACAGAGACAUUCCAAAAGCCAAAAGAAAAGGAAGCGAAGGUAGGAUUCUCUCUCCAGGAAACGUUGUCAACAUCUGAGACGUUAGCUGAUGAGCAAGAAAAACCUUUCGAGAGCAAGCCCGAUUUGGGAGUACGUGCCACAGACAGCAUUACAGGACAACCUGUGGCAGAAACCUCAGAAACGCAGACAUCAGAAGAAACUGAAAUUCACAAAGAUGCUGUUUUGGAUACAUCUGUAGCAAAAGAGUCGACAAACCUCGUGGAAAUGCGCUCAGCUAUUUCCCACCAGCAAAUCACAGACGAAAGAGAAGAUACUUUCAAAACACCUGAAACGAAGCAAGUCAAGCCCAAUGAGGAGAUUUUGGGGCAUGACACAGUUGAAGUAACUGAGGUAGCUCCGGAAACUAAAGAAGUUGAAUUCCAGCCAGGGGAGCUUCCAAAUAAAAAAUCAGCCAACGUCAAAUUCGACUCUCAGGUUGCAAUAGCGAGAGACGAAGUAACCAUUACUGAGGCAGAGGAGGAAUUUACACCAACUGAAUCUAAGCAGCGUACCGCACAUCCUCAGGUUGACGAACAGAUAACCACUAUUGUUUCAGAGACGCUGACCGAGGAGGUGACGGAGGAUGCUACAACAACCCUGCCAACUGGUCAAACGAUCGAGGGCAAGCCUACCAUCACAUCUAGAGCCGUCACAACAAUUUCAGAAGUAACAGCAGAUGACACUGUCGAAGAUUAUGACAUCACCCAGAUCGUGCAGAAAACUGCGAAACCUUCUAUUGACGAACAGAGAGGUGUGGAAAUACAAGAAGUUCGUCCUGACGAUACUGAAACCUCAUUGGAGGAGUUUGUUACUAACUCUAAACAGGCUUCCGUUGACUUUGAGCUUAAGAAGGCUCCAGUCACUGAUGAAACAAGGACGGUCGAAACGGAAGAAACAUACACCUCCGAAUCCAUUGGAACAGCUACCGCAAAGGGAUCCUUCGUGGAAAAGAAGACCAUAAAUGUUAAGCAGACCAUACCCGAGGACAGAGAAGAGACGUUUGAAAGUCCUUCCACAACAGUGGCUAAGCCAACUGAAUCCAUGGCGCCUGAAGACCGCGAAGCGCCCGUCCUUUAUCAGCAACAUCCCGAAGAGAAGGAAGGUACAUUCGCCGACAAAUAUGAAGGCAUUACUGUUAAGCCAAAAACGGUGAUAACCGAAAGAAAAACUGUGGUCACCGCUGAUAAUACAACUGAUGAGAAGGAAGAGACAUUUGACAUCACUUCACCAAAGGAUAGGCAGGCGAGACCAACGGUUGACGAACACCAAAGCGUGGUCGUACUAGAAACAAAGCCCACUGACAGGGAAGAGAGCCUCGACGACUUCAAGUUCCAAGGAAAAUCUGCAAAUGUUGACUUCGAAUUACAGCAUGCUCCAGUGUCAGGAGUCACAACAACCGAUGAGUCCGAAGAUGUCUUCACAUCAACACCCUACAGAACCGAAACAGCGGACGGGGUAAUAAUCACACAAAAAGAAACAGUAACUGUCAAACAAGCUAUCACAGGGGACACCAGUGAAGACUUUGAUGUUUCACUUCCCUCUGGCAAAACACUGUCGGCAUCGAUGGUGCCGGAAGACCGCCAAGCAGCCGUUGGAUUCGGUGUUGAAGUCGAAGAAAAGGAAGUGACGUUCACCGACAAGCCGGAGGGAAUUAAAGUCACUCCAAAGACAAUAAUGACUGAGCGCUCAUCUGCUGUUAGCUCAGAGCCUGUUACAGAGGAACAUGAAGAUACCUUUGAGUCAGUUAAACCCAAAGACAGAAAGGCCAAGCCAGCUGUGGAUGAGACUAGGGGAGUUGAAGUUACUGAAGCAGCACCCACAGAGCUUGAAGACUCUUUGGAUGAAUUUACUGUCAACAAAAAGAAGGCAAAUAUUGGUUUCGAAAUUCAGCAAGCUCCCACGCAAGCAGAGGUGCGACCAGCCGAAUUAGAGGAUACAUAUCAAACCAGAGUCACCAAAACCGAAACAGCAGAAGGUACUGUGAUAACAACAGAAACAAUCACUGUCAGUCAAACGGUGACAAGUGACAGAGAAGCUGACUUCACGGUUAACCUCCCGAAGGACGCGAAACCGGGACAAACUAUGACUCCUCAGGACAGACAGACUGCUGCUACACUUGUCAUCACCCCAAAUGAAAAGGAGGAUGACUUUACUGAGACUACUCAAGAAUUCACAAUAAAACCAAAGGCGGUGCAGCCCGACCGAAAGACUGCAACAAAAUCCGAUGAAUUUGUCGAUGAGCACAUCAUUGAGCUUGACCAAACGAAGCCAGUAGCUGUCAAGGCCAGGAAGUCUUCAGUUGAUGAGCUGGUGACGGCAUCAGAAGGAAUAGUCCAGGAGGAGGAAUCGGUUAUAGUGGAGCAAGAGGUAGUGGACUCUAAAGGCAAACGAAAACGUUCGAAACAGGAGCGUCGACGAGAAUCUGUUGAAGAAAUUCGCCGUGGCUCAGUCACUGAGAUUCGUAGAGGUUCUUUGGAUAUGACAAUACAAGAAGUCCAUGAUGACGAUAUAAGCAUAUCUGAAGAAGUAACCAUACAGCCGACGAUAACCGAAGAAGAUGACGUUCUCAUUACGGAAGGGGAUGGUAUGGAUACGACCCGAAGGGUGGUAAAUGAAGAAAAGGAUGGAAAGAAAAGAAAGGUCGUCAUUCAUACGUUUGCCAGCAAACCAACGGAUAACACCAACAUAGAAGAGAUAGAAACAGUUACACAUAAAACAGAAGAAGAGGUUGUUGAGCAUACCAUCGAUAUUCAACUGGUGGAUGAAGAGUCCGACGAAACUGUUACUGACUUCACGGUCAAGAAGAAGAAAAAGAAGCCAACUAAAGAAAAGACAAAAGAAACAAAAGGUCCGGAACCUGUUGAAGAAACACAAGAAACAGCAGUACUAAAGAAACAGCCAAAGACAACAGACCAGGACAAAGAAAAGACGGAUCAUGAUGUUGAACACACAAUUGAUAUACAAAUGGUCGAUGAAGAAACAGAUGAAACCAUCACUGAUUUGACGAUAAGAAAGAAGAAAAAGAAACCAGCGAAAGAUAGAAAAGAGGACACGACGGCUCCAGAGCCCGUCGAAGAUACACAGGAAGAGACAGUGGUGCUGAAAAAGAAGCCAAAGAAGGAAGGAGCAGAUACAGAAACUGAUACAGAAACUGACACCAAAGUAGUUUUGAAGAAAUCCAAAAAGCCAAAAGAUGCGAAUGAAGAAGAAACCACGUUCGUUGUUCAGACUAUUCCUCAAAAAGAGGACCUCAAAAUAACAGAAGUAGAUAAUACAACGACAACGGAAACAAUCAUCAGCCAGGACAUCACAGAAGAAGUCGAAGUGGAAGAGGAAAAGACAAUCAAGUCCAAGCGCCCGAAGAAACCUAAGGCCAAAAAGCCAACAGAGCAAACACCAGAAGAUCAGGCCGUAGUUACUGAAGAAACUACGCCUACAAAAGAGGUGACGAUGAGUGUGACUGAUCAGAAGGUGGACGAGACAGCGGAAGACAUCGUCGAAGAGACGACAACUGAGUUCAUGGUCAAGAAACCGAAGAGAACCAAGCCUAAGAUAUCUGAGGCUGAUGAGUCACAUGUGACCGAACUCAUAGAUGACAAAGAGGAAUCGACAACAAUCAAGCUGAAGAAAAAACGCAAACCAAAGCAAGGGGAAGACACCGUCAGAGAGGAAUUUACGGUGAAAACAAAGGAAGCGGACACACAGGAAGAGGAGUUCACCGUGAUCCAGCAGACCGACGAAGACGUUACCGAAAUGGAAACAACAGACGUCACGAUCAAAAAGAAACCAAAGAAAAAGAAGCCUUCAAAGGACAUUAAGAUAGAUGAGAAGGAAGGUCAGGAAACAACCGACGAUGCCGUUGAGUUCUGGGUGAAUUGGGAAUAUGCAAAGGCAAUACAGCGUAUACACCACGAAGAACUUCAAUGGGCUCGAACAUCAGGAGUUGAUUUCUCAGAAACGCCCGAACAAACUACCAUCCGCAAGAAGAAAGUUCGGUUCAUUCAAAAGGGAUCUGAAGAGCCCAUUGAAAUUGUUGAGGAGGUUUUAGAAGACAUUCCAGCAGAGGAAACCGAAGAACAGGAAACAAAGAAACCAAAGAAGAAAUCAGCAAAGCGAGAACUAGUUACACAAGAAUCCCUGCAGAAUGAGGAAAUAAUUACUAGUGAAUAUCCAGAAAAAGAUGAUAAAGAAGAAGUCCCAACAGAAGUGGCGGAGCCGCGUCUUGACACAACUGACGACGCUGUUACAGUAUCUGCAGCUGAUGUUGAGGAAACAACACAAGUAUUGCCACAAAAGAAACCAAAAAGAUCAAAAGCAGACAAAACACAAGAUGUGCUGCAGCCAGUGGUCACUGAGGAACAAGUUACUCAAGAAACACCUGAAGAGCUUGAAGAGCUUAGAAAACCGGAUGAAAAAGCUAUCCCAGGCAUUUCCCCUGAUGAUCUACAAACAGCGGUGUCCAAAUCAAAAACCGACACGCAGGAAGCUCCUCGGGAAAAGCCGGAAAAGAAAAAGAAGCCAAAAACUAAAGUGCAAAAACCAACCGAUGAGAAAGAGGACGAAGAUCAGCCACAGGAGGAAGUUCCAGCUCAGCAACCUUCCGCUGAGGAGGAGCCUAAGACAAAGAAGAGCAAACGGCCAAAGAGUCGACCAAAGGAUGUUUCUGAGGCAGUUCCCGAAGACCAAGUGCCUGACAAGCCAGAACAAAAGCCUAUUGAGGAGUCGCUUCAGAAGCACACUGAGGGCACUGACACCGUUGCAGAAGAGAUAGUGGAAGAGAUUAGGACAGCGCCCAUAAUAACGGAUAGCGCAAAGGAGCUCUCUGAAGAGGACAGCCUGGUUGUCGCAGCUGAAGAGCAGAAACCCAAAAUGGAGCAAAUAGAAGAAAGUGUUACGGUAGAGACAAAGCGAGUGAAGAAGCCAAAAGCGAAGAAGCGACCUGAUGAGAAACCAGUCGACAAGUCUGAUGACGUGGAAGAAAGCGCAAGUGUACGCUUACCAGACCAGGAGACGCCGAUCGCAGAAACAUCUGUAACCAUUGAUGUCCCUGAAGAUGAGCAACCAUUAGAUGAGAUCACCGAAUCAGAAGCAGUGACAAUAAAAACACCAAAGGGAAAGAAAAAGAAACCAGUGGUAACAGAGGAAACUGAAGAGGUUGUUAAGCUACAAAAGAAAUCUAAGGUCCACAAGACUGAGGAUGAAAUUGAAUCUGAGACUAUAGAUACUGAGGUAACGCUUAGGCGAGCGUCGAUAGAAAAGCCUCAGGAAUUGACUGAAGAUCAGGAAACAGUGUUUGAGAUCACUGCCAAAGACACUGAAGAAGAUGCUGAGGCAACGGAAGUAACGCCUGACAAUUUGCCUGAGGCCGCUGAAAGCAUUACAAUAAUCAAAAAGGGUAAAACUAAAAAGCACAAACCAAAGGAACCGACUACAGAAAAGCCAAUCGAAGAGGGAGAACAAAAGCCGGAAGAGUCACUCCCGGAAGAACCAGAGGAGGUUUCGAUAAAACUUGCCAAGAAAAAACCUGUAGUCAAAGAAGAAGUGGGUGAGGAGGUAACACUCAAGAAGAAAAAGCCAAAGAAACGAGUUCCAGAGACAGAUCAGGAGGUAGUCGCAUCAUCAACAACACUGAAAAUUAAGCGUCCUGAAGAUGACGUUGAAGCAGAAGCGACUUUACCCGAAGAUCAAGAGGUAGAGUUCGAGCUACCACAAAAGACAAGGACUGAAAGCCCUCUGGAGGACGUUGAAGAUGAAUCUGCUGAAGCGCAAGUUGUUAUUAAGAAGGUAAAAACCGUAGAUGAUGUCGAGAAGGUGGAAGAAGAAGUUAUUGAAGAAAUCAUCAAAAAGAAAAAGCCCAAAAAGAAGCGAACUGUCGUCCAUGAGCCCGAAACCGAGACCUUACUGAAAAGACGUGAUUCUUCAGAAGAUGACGUAGAGGCGGACGCAGUUUUCGGAAAGCCAGAUAAAGAAUUUGAUGACGUUCAGGAAGAGUUCGUCAUAAAAAGGCCAAAGAAAAAACCAUCAACAGUAGAAGAGCCUGAAGAAGCAAUUACCCUGAAGCAAAGGAAACCCAAGAAAUCAAUCGAUUCCGCAGAACAGGAAAUAACAUCAACGGACAUCACUGUAAAACGUAUUGAAGAGACUGUUCAAGAGCACUUCGAAGACCAAGACACUCAGUUUGAAUUUAAGACAAGUAAAACGCAGGAGGUCAGCGACACCGAACAGCCGGACGAAGACGCAGAAGCAAGCGUCCGAAUCAAGAAGACCAAAAAGGGUGACAAGCCGCACAAGAAACGUCAUAUCCCCUUCGCUUCACUGGACGACGAGGAGCAAGUGCGCAUCGAGCUCGCUAAGAGUGCGUCUCAGGAAACAGUUGAGACGGUCUUUUUCCACGACAUGCCCUCAGUAGCAGAUGACAUCAGCGAAGACGUUGAGUUGGCUCUCCCGAGACGCCGAAAGCCUGAGUAUAAGGUGGAAGACGUUGAGACCGAAUUCGGUGUCAAAGCACCGCGCAAAAAGCGCGAGCCGCAAGACGACUCAGCUGACGGUGCAAGUCGUACUGUUCGGCAGACGUUUAAAAUGAAGCUACGUCAGGAUACUAUAGGCGCUGUGCCGGGCUCUCCUGGCUCAUCUGUGGGCGAGGAAUUCGAUUUCAGGUUGACUCCCGUUCCGGACAAGGAGGCGCCAGUCUGGAGCGAGGACAGCGAGGACGCGUCGCUGCAGCUUAAGCUGCGACCCAAAAAGAAAGCCGAUAUUGUGCUUACUGAGCAUAGGCACACAACAGAAUUUGUAACAGAAGUGGCUGAGGAGACGACAGCCCUCGAUGUGACCGAGGGUGACACCUUCUACGCGGUAUCCACCUAUGUGGCCGAGUCGGACGAGACUAUGCAUCUGGUGGAGGGAGAACGCGUCUACAUCCUCGAGAGCCACAACAGCGACUGGUGGUUCGUGCGCAAACACCUGACCGAAGAGGCCGGCUGGGUACCCGCCUCGUACCUCAAGAACGAGGACGAGUACAACCACUAUGUGCAGCGCAAACUCAGCGAGAAAAUCGGAAAAUUGCCCGUCUUCGAAGCGCCCAAGACGGGCCAGAAGUCGAAGGCGCCUCGCUUCACGGAAAAGCUGCAGCCGGUGAACGUGGUGGACGGCGCGGUGGUGCAGCUUGAGUGUCGGGUCGAGGGCGAGCCCAGACCCACCAUCACCUGGUUCCGCCAGACCGCCAUCAUCAAACCCUCCACCGACUUCCAGAUGUUCUACGACGACGACAACGUGGCCACGCUGAUCAUCAAGGAGGUGUUCCCCGAGGACGCCGGCACGUUCACGUGCGUGGCCAAGAACGAGGCCGGCUUCAGCAGCUGCUCUGCGGACCUGGUGGUGGAGGCGCCGCUCUCCGAUCACGGCUCGGACGUCACCCUCACCAGCCGCCGCAGUCUCAGCAGGGAGUCGUCGCUUUGUGACAUCCUCGAGGGCAUCCCGCCCACGUUCAGCCAGCGUCCCAAGACUCGCACCGUCCAGGAGGGCGACGACGUCGAGCUGGAGUGCCGUCUGGUGGCCGUGCCCGAGCCGGAGGUCCAGUGGCUCCUCAACGGCCGGCCCGUCAAGGAGUCCAAGCGGGUCACCAUCACCACGCAGAGCGACAUGCACAUGUACUGCCACUUCAUCCGCAUUCGCGGCGCCAAGACCAAGGACGAGGGCCUGUACGAGAUCGUCGCCAUCAACCGGGAAGGAGAGUCGGCCAACACCAUCACCCUGGCCGUGGAGCCGCGCGGCGAGAAGCAGCCGCCCGAGCUCGUGCAGCCGCUCCAGCCGCUAGUCGUCACCGAGAACGCGCGCGCGACGUUCGUGGCGCGGAUCAGCGGAAAGCCGCAGCCGCGCGCCACCUGGUUCACUGGAAAGCACCCGCUGACGCCCGAGAUGCUGGCCAACAGCGAUGUGACAGUGACCCAGGAGGGCGACGUGUACUCGCUGCACAUCCCGCGCUCGCACCGCAGCGACGCCGGAGAGUACACCCUGCUGGCAGAGAACGCCGCCGGAUCCGCCAAGACGACCGCCACGCUAGUGGUGCAAGAGUCUCAGCUGGAGCCGCCCAUGUUCAUCGAGCGUUUCACCGACGUCCGUGUGGCCGAGAAGAAGCCGAUCCGGCUGACGGCCAAGGUGGUCGGCAACCCACGGCCCGAGGUCACCUGGUACAGGAACGGCAAGAAGCUGAAGUCGGGCAAGACGACGUCCAUCACGCACGUGGGCGAGGAGACCACGCUGGAGGUGCACGAGAGCCGCGUGGAGAAGGACGCCGGCGAGUACAAGUGCGUGGCCGUCAACCAGAACGGCAAGGCCACGCACCAGGCCCAGGUCGACAUCGACGCAGACGUCGUGAGAUUCGUGAAAGACCUGGAGGACUUUGACGUCGAGGAGCGGUCAACGGUCGCCCUCGAGUGUCAGACAUCACAAGAGGUCAAGGUCACGUGGAAGCGUGGCAAGAAGGUCAUCAAGGAGUCGGACAGAUACGAGAUCACACACGUGGGCAAGACUCACCGUCUGAUCGUGCAUGACGUGGUGAUGGCGGACGCCGGAGAGUACACGUGCAGCACUGACGGCGCAGAGACCCAGUGCAAGGUCACCGUCAAAGAGGGCGGCCCGUACUUUGUGGAGAAGCUGACCGACAUCGAGGUGAAGGAGCAGGAGACGGCGGCCAUCAGCGUCACCGUCAGCUCGUCCACCGCCAGGGUCGUCUGGCACAAGGACGGCGCCGCCAUCAGCGAGGACAACGGACAGUACGAGUUUAUCGCCGAGGGCGUGUCGCGCCGGCUGGUACUCCGCUCCGCCACAGUGCACGAGGAGGGCGAGUACACGUGCUCGCUCGACGACCAGGAGUGCACCUGCGAGGUGACGGUCGUCGAACUGCCCCCGGUGCUCACCAAGAAGAUGACCGAUACCACCGUCACCCGCGGCGAGCGGGCCAUCUUCGAGGUGGCGCUCACCAAGGGUGACGCGUUGGUGCAAUGGUUCUUCAACGGCAAAGAGAUCAAGUUCUCUGAGCACAUCCAGCUGGGCAUUGACGGCAAGCGCCAGAGGCUGAUGGUGUACCAAGCGACCUCCGAGGAUGCCGGUACCUACACCUGUCGCAUCGGAGGAGACUCCUGCACUGCCAAUCUCACUGUGGAAGAGCCGACGGUGGAGUUCAUCGGACGUCUGCCGGAGAAGGUGGAGGCGCCCAAGGACACCACGGCCUCGUUCACCGUGGAGCUGAGCGACGCCUCUGUACCGGUCACCUGGCUGAAGAACGGCGAGCCCGUCACGGAGUCGGACUCGUGCACGAUCCUGGUGGACGGUCCGCGGCGCACCCUGCUGCUGAAGGAGGUCCAGUCCUCGGACGAUCGCACCGAGAUCACGUGCACGGCCGGCAACGUCAAGUGCACCAGCAAACUCAGGGUUACCGUGGUCCAAAUGCAGCCGAAGAUCCGCGAAGACCAGCUGAAGACGGAGUACCUGGUGAGGAGAGGAGAGGACAUCAAGAUAACUGUACCAUUCCGCGCCGCUCCGCCGCCCAAGGCCGAGUGGCACCACAACAGAAAGACCAUCAAAAAGUCGAGAAAGUACCUACCGACCAUCACCGAGUCCGAGGCGUGUAUCACAGUGAAGCAGGUGGAGGACUCCGACUGCGGCACCUACACACUCAAACUCGGCAACGAGGUCGGAGACAUCUUCAUCAACAUCUCACUCAAAAUCAUGGAGACGCCGUCGAAGCCGGGUCGCCCGGAGCCGGUGCAGGUCACAGACGACUCUGUCACCCUGCACUGGACCCCGCCUCAGACGGACGGCUGCUCGCCAAUCACAAACUACUGCAUCGAGUACCAGAUGAAACUACAGAAAACGUGGACCAAGUUCGAGGAGACGACGAUCGUCAAGGAGACGACCCGGACGGUGACCUCCCUGACGACCAACUCCGAGUACCGCUUCCGCGUGUACGCCCUCAACGACAUCGGCGCCAGCGAGCCGUCAGAAGAGUCCGAGUUCAUCAAAGUCAAAAAGCCGGUCGCUCCGGAGCGGCCCACCGUGGUGGAGGACCUGAAGGACGUGGUGGCCGGACUCGCCGAGAAGGUCACCCUCCGCUGUGUCAUCACCGGCGUCCCAGAGCCCGACAUCCGGUGGACCCGUAACGGUAAGCCGGUGAAGAGCCGGAAGGUCCAGUACGACCAGCACGUGGCCACACUGACCCUGGAGGACACCACGGAGAAGUCUGCCGGCACCUACACCUGCUACGCCUCCAACUCGGCCGGCGAGGUCGAGACAAGCUGCAUGGUCCAGAUCCAGGAGCCGCCGUCUCUGGAGUAUGAGCCCGCUCUGAAGGAGCAGCGGUUGGCGGUGGGAGCGAGUUGGACGGUCAGGGUGCGCGCGCGCGGCAUCCCACGCCCCUCGCUGCAGUGGUACCGCGGCGAGCAGCUGAUCACCUCCUCUGAGCGGCUGGAGCUGCGCACAGAGUCCGACAGCACUGAGAUCACUAUCAGCCGGCUGGAGCGAGACGACUCGGCGCCCUACCGACUGGUGGCCACCAAUGAUGUGCGGACGGUCACAGAGGAGUUCACACUACGGGUACUCGACAAACCCAGCCGACCAGAGGGUCCCCUGCUGGCGCGGGUGGCCGACCAGGAGUCGGUGACCCUCGACUGGCAGCCCCCGGCCGACGACGGAGGGUGUGACGUGGCCGGCUACUUCAUCGAGAAGUUUGACAGCAAGAAACAGACGUGGACCAAGGUUGCCGACAUCGUUGGCGACAUCCUCAGCUACUGCGUACAAGACCUGCUGGAAGGACACGAGUACUUCUUCCGGGUGUACGCCUUCAACGUGUUCGGCAACUCGGAGCCGCUGGAGACCGCAGAGGCGGUCGUCGUCACGAAACCAUUCGCACUGCCGUCCGCUCCGAUGGGUCCGUUCGAGGUAUCCAGCAUGGGUGACACAUCUCUGACCCUGUGCUGGCAAGAGCCCGAGUCGGACGGCGGGGCCGCCAUCGUCGAGUACCUCGUCGAAAGGAGAAACGUCGGAAAGAAGGCCUGGCAGAAGGUGGGCACCACCGACAGCGAGACGCUCAGGAUUGACGUCACGGGCCUGAAGAAGAACAUGCAGUACAACUUCCGCGUGUCGGCACGGAACGCGGUGGGCGCCGGCCCGCCGCUCGCGCCAGAGGAGGCCAUCACCGUCGGCAAACGGCUCACGCCUCCGUCACCGCCGACAAACCUGACGGUCUCAGACGUGACGAGUCGCAGCGUGACACUGCAGUGGGCCCCGCCCACCAACAUGGGAGGAGCCAACCUCACAGGAUACAUCAUUGAGCGCCAGCCGGCUGGCGACUCCACCUGGGAGAAGGUGGUCACGCUCGACAGCUCCGUCACCCUCUACUGCAUCUCGAACCUGCGGGAGAAGUCGUCCCUGUUCUUCCGCGUGUCCGCCGAGAACCCGAUCGGAGCCGGCGCGCCGGCCGACACCGACCUGGUCUCGCUGAAAACGCACGCCACUCCGCCGUCCCCACCUACGGCCCCGCUCGAGAUGCGCUCCACAGGGCCCAACUCACUGCUGGUGGAGUGGGGCAUUCCUGAGUCCGAUGGAGGCGCGCCGCUGGAGGGCUACGACGUGGCGAUCCGCGAUGCGCGCCGAACCAUGUGGAUUCAGGUCGGCAUGGUGGGUGCCGACGUCACACGACUCCAGAUCAAGGAGCUACACGAAGGACACGAGUAUUACGUGCGGAUCUUUGCCAAGAAUGAAGUGGGGAUCAGCGAUCCCCUCGAGAGUGAAGACGCAGUCAAAGUGGUCAGGCCGGCAGAUUACCUGGAGGCGGAGACGGUGGACGGCGUGGACUGGGACAGGACGCCCUCCCUCAGCGCCACCACCGAGACCUCCUCCUGGCUGCGGGAGGCCGGCAUGGACGCCGACAUCCACUCGUACAGCCGGCUGGCGCUGCUCAGGCGCGACGAGUACUUCUUCCGCAUCUGGUACUACUCGCAGGAGCUGUUCAAAUAAGCGGCCGACCGCCGCUGGCGCGCGCGUCCACCGUCCCCCGUUCCGUGUGCUGAAUCAAAAUGUGUCGUGUCUGUGCGUUUGUACCUUUUAUGAGUAGCGACGACGUCCGGAGGAGGGAUGGUUCUCUGCCGGCUGACCCGAGCGGCCGGUGACCUGACCUGACCUGUGGCGGGUCGCGGCCGACUCUGCGCGGCGAGAGGCCCGUGUGAUACGGUGUAGAGAUGGACGGCAGGAUCCGCGGUGUACAUAGUUCUUAUGGAGUGAUCCGCCGGUACGCAGUUGGAUUCUCAGGAGGGUGGUGACGAUAUAGAAACGGUGUUUGACCCGUCCUGCUCCGGCGGGACUCGUCGGUCGCUCCAGGCUGACCCCUACUAUCGUGACCGACGGGCUGACCCGCCCGGGGCGCCGGCGGCUGACCUCGCCUGACCUCUGACCUCGCCGGUCCAUCUGCUGCUUCCAUCGGGCCGGUGGGGUCGGGGCAGGGCGAGGCGGCUGCUGUCUUUGGGACGUGACCUGCAUAUGACCCCGCCUGACCUGACCGCGACUGGCCCUCUGCUGCAAUUCCAUCUGGUCAGUCGUAUCGGGGAGGUUGGGGUCACUGCUGUCACUGCGGGUGACCUUUGCGUGACCUCGUCUGUCCUGACCUCGGUCGGCCCUCUGCUGCGUCCAUCCGACCGGCCGGGUCGGUAAGGGCGAGUGUCGGCGCUCUGAGGUCAUUUGAGGCGUCUGAGGGCCCACGGGUAGCGGGCAGACGCCAGCGAGAGGCCAUGUUAUUUGUUAUGGAGAGGUGUGAGCUAAUGGAAUACAGUAGUAUCGGCAA